AUGGAACUACACAAGCCACUUGAAAGACUGAGACAGGAAGAUCAUGACUGGCAGAUUAUCUAUGUCUUCUCGGAUGCCUUGGAGGUGUGCUACUUGGGCAAAGUUCCAGGUACAUUGUUGUCAUCCCAGGGAAGUUUAGGACAUGUCUACGGCACAAACCUUCUUGGCAGAAGCUGCCAAACGUACUUGGUCUGGGAACACCAUCUUACCAGACUGGAUGAUGAAUUGUAGGUGAUCGAUUCCAUUUCUUGGCAUGGACUGCCAGCUAUCUGCACUAUACAGUAAACUGCUUGGAGAACAGAGCAGACACUAGACAAUCUCAUAGAUUGUGAAUUUUUAUGAAGUAAAUUAUUGUGUCUCUUUUCCCUCAUUGGUGGUUUUAAAGACUUUGAUCGUGCAGGACUGGUCUUUUACUUCGAUCACUUGUCACUUAUGAGUGGUUUAUCAUUAAUGUUAAUGCUGGGGCAUCUGUCCCCUCCACAAGUGGCACACAAAAAGGUUGCGUCCAUUUGUAGCUUUUCCUCCAAGGGUCACGCGAACGUGCGCACAAGCACGUUCUGGGGUCAGAGGCCAAGUUCUGACCAAUCACAGCACAAGGAGGGGUAAACCCCUGGAGUUCCUUAGCCCAUUGCCCUGUCGUGGUUUCACAGGGCAAUGGGCUGGUUCCCAAUAGUGUGUUUUCCUUGUUCCUGUUAUUUGAUCUUCCCGGUAUCUUGACUUUGACUAUUCCUGACUACCCUUAUCUCUGGUUUCCCUGACUUGGCUUUCCUUAUCAAUCUUGUGUAUUUCUGGCUUCCUUCACCUCAGCUUUCCCUUGACCAUUUUCUGUCUUUCAAUGUAUUAACCCGGCCAUUCUAAGGGCCGGUUUACGUUCUAUCUUCUAUAGUCUAUGUAGAUGUUACAUAGUUUUGCGUGUUGGAGCACAGUUGUAGUCGUGACAGCAGGCUAUGUGUGCAUUUUGAACCUACCACAUGCAACAGAUUAAUGCAUGCUGGUUGUAAACAUGGAGCCUAUAUGUGUACAAACACUGUGUUGCGGACCGCCUGUUACCCCAACUGGGUACCUCCGCCAAACACGCUCUGUAACUAUCGCUGGGACAUCAUCAGCACUUCAGCCCCAAGGCGCCGCAGCUUAGCCAGGGUCUCGCCGUCGCUUCCCACCCUGGAACAGGGUCCUGGAUCCAGCUUCUAGUGAUUAGAGCUCUCCAUCAGCACUUCAGCCCCAAGCCGCCGCAGCUUAGCCAGGGUCUUGACGUCGCUUUCCACCCUGGAACAGGGUCCUGGAUCCUUCUUCUAUUCAUUAGAGCUCUCCUGCAGAGAGUAUAGCUGUAUAGCUGGUACAUCCAGACACUGGUCGAGGCUGAGUGAAGGGUGUAAAUGGUUUAUUAUGGCCAAGUUGCCUGCUUUUAUACACAGACCCCAGCAUGGGGUCUCCAUUUAAUGCAAGCUAAGCCCCUCCCAUAAAUCUCUGUGCCUAGGAGAUAAUUGCGUUAAAGACCGAAAUUAUCUUCCAGGAACGGAGAGGCAAACAUAAAAAUAUAAAACAUAAAAAUACCCCAAAACAUCAUAAAAAUAUAUAAGAACCCCACAAAUAAUACAUCAUUAAAUAGUCCUGAGCACCCAAGUUCUCCAAAUAGCGCUCAGAUCCAUGCAGUGUAGGGGAAACGCCACUGUGUUAAAGUUCUGACCGGCCGCACACGUGGUCCUAUGCCCAAAACAGUUCCAGGGCGUUUGGUGCUUUGGCUGGUCAACUUUCAGGAGCUCCUGUGUCCGAAAUAUAGGGUGCCCCGGCUGGCUCUUAGGUAGUGUUUGGGCCAGUGGCGUACAUACCAGGGUCGCAGGGGUCGCGGCUGCGACCGGGCCCGGCCCACCAGGGAGCCUGGCCGCCCCUGCGACCCGGUAUGUAGCCACAGGGCCAGCCUCUUCUCCUGGGGGGCCCAGGGGCCGACCACCCCAGGGCCCCCCUGAGGCUGGCCCUGCUGUCACCCGGCAGGCGGGCGCGCGAAGGAGCACUCAGUGCUUCCUCUUCAGCUCCCUCGCGCACCGCACUGAUACCGGAGCCGGAAGAUGACGUCAUCUUCCGGCUCCGGCAUCCCUAAGCGGCGCGCGAGGGAGCUGAAGAAGAAGCACUGAGUGCUCCCUCGCGCGCCCGCCUGCCUGCCUGCCCGACCGGCCACCCGCCCAGGAGCCCAGCAGCACCAGUGGACCCCAGGGAAUCCCCCCAGCACUCCAAAAGGUAAGGAGGCUGGGGGGAUUAAAUUUGAAAAAAAAUGUGUGUGUGUAUGUUAGUGUAUGUGUGUGUUAGAGUGUGUGUGUGUUAGUGUGUGUGUGUGUGUUAGUGUAUGUGUGUGUGUGUAUGUUAGUGUAUGUGUGUGUUAGAGUGUGUGUGUGUGUUAGUGUGUGUGUGUGUGUUAGUGUAUGUGUGUGUGUGUGUGUGUUAGUGUAUGUGUGUGUUAGAGUGUGUGUGUGUGUUAGUGUGUGUGUGUGUUAGUGUAUGUGUGUGUGUAUGUGUGUGUAUGUUAGUGUAUGUGUGUGUUAGAGUGUGUGUGUGUGUGUUAGUGUGUGUGUGUGUUAGUGUGUGUGUGUGUUAGCGUGUCAGUGUUUGUUUGUGUUAGUGCAUGUGUUAGUGUGUGUGUCAGUGAAUGUGUCUGUUAUUGGGUGUGUGUCUGCUAGUGAGUGUGUUACUAUGUGUGUCUGUUACUGAGUGUGUUUGAUGUCUGUUGGUGAGUGUGUGUUUGUCAGUGAAAGUGUAUGUUUUGUAAGUGAGUGUGUAUGUAUGUCUGUCGCUGAGUGUGUCUCUGUCAGUAAAUGUGUGUGUCUGUUAGCUAGUGUGUAUGCGUCUGUUCGUGAGAGUUUGUGUGUGUGUCUUCAGCAUUUACCUUUCUCCAGCGUCGGACUCCCCAGUGUCCACCACUCAGCUCCGAAAUGCACAUGCGCGGCAAGAGGCGCGCGCGCGCAUUUAAACCGCCCAUAGGAAAGCAUUACUCAAUGCUUUCCUAUGGACGUUCAGUGUCUUCUCACUGUGAUUUUCCCAGUGAGAAUCGCGGAAGCUCCUCUAGCAGCUGUCAAUGAGACAGCCACCAGAGGCUGGAUUAACCCUCAGUGAAACAUAGCCAUUUCUCUGAAACUGCUAUGUUUUCAGCUGCAGGGUUAGAACUAGAGGGACCUGGCACCCAGACCACUUCAUUGAGCUGAUGUGAUCUGGGUGUCUGUAGUGGUCCUUUAAGUGUGUGUGAAUACCGCGGUCGCGGGGUCGCAGCCCUGCAACCCCUGCGACCAGGUGCCCGCCACCAUGUGUUGCGACCCCGACCCGCGCCAAGUAAGCGCGGGGAGGUGGCCCACGGAUCAAUUUUUGCACCGGGGCCCCAUGGGUCAUGUGUACGCCACUGGUUUGGGCCCCUUAGUCUCAGACACCUUCCCUCCAAAAAGCACUCCUGGUGGGUUGCCAAAAUCCCAAGUUGUCCGGGAGUUGCACAGUCACCUCAUGCCAAAAACAGUUCUAUAACAUUUGUGGCUAAGUCCCGCUGUGGUGACCGGGAACCCAUGAAGUCCUCAUGGCAAAUUUAGUGCCAUGACAAUCGCAGUUAAGUACCGAUGAGGACAAUUUGUGGGUUUCUUCAUGCGAACGGCCGCCGGGGAGCUCGUGUUCGGUUCCAUUAAAAUGAAGGGAAAGUACCGAACCAGGGGCACCCAGGAAAAGUUGCUAAUGGUGGCUGGGGAGAUUUAACUCCCAAACAGGGUAUUUAGAUACGGCCCAUAGUCCUUAGGCAGGAGGCUAGCUAGCAGGCUCCUCCAAGAGCUCGUGGCAUAGGCACGUUUGCCACACACUGAUCAGCCACAGCAUUAAAAUCACUAACAUGUGAAUUGAAAAACAUUGAUUAUAUUGUUAAAAUGGCACCUGUCAAGGGUUGGAAUAUAUUAAUGGCACCUGUCAAGGGUUGGAAUAUAUUAGGCAGCAAGUGAACAGUCAGUUCUUGAAUGUCAUGUGUUGGAAGCAGGAAAAAUGGGCAAGCAAAAAGAUCUGAGUGACUCUGACAAUGGCCAACUAGUGAUGACUAAAGACUGGGUCAGAACAUCUCUAAAAUGGCAAGUCUUGUGGGGUUUUCCCAUUAUGCAGUGGUUAGUAUAGUACCAUAAGUGGUGCAAGAAAGGAUAACCGGUGAACUGACGUCAGGGUCAAGGGUGCACAAGGCUUAUUGAUGCACAUGUGGGGGGGGGGCGAAAGCUAGCCAGUCUGAUCUGAUCACACAAAAGAGCUACUGUUGCUCACAUUGCUGAAUAAUUUCAUGUUGUCCAUGGUCCAUGGUAGAAAGGUGUCAGAACACACCAUGCAUCAUAGCUUGCUACGUAUGGAGUUGCAUAGCUACAGACUGGCCAGAGUGCCCAUGAUGACCCCUGUCAACCAUCGAAAGUGCUUUCAAUGGGGAUGUUUGCAUCAUAACUGAACCACAGAGCAGUGGAAGAAGGUUGCCUGGUCUGAUGAAUCACAUUUCCUUUUAGAUCCUUUUAGAUCAUGUGGAUGGCCAAGUGUGUGCACAUUGUCACUGUGUGUGGAGAGAGGCAGGGAUAGGAAGUUACAGAAUAUCCCUGCCUCUCUCUACUACUCACUGAUCCGUGGGGGAGCAGCAACACAGCACAGAGUCCAGACAGCAGCUCUACAGCUCAGGUAAGUGAGGGAUGGAGGAAAGGCAGCAGGUACACAUGGGGACACUGAGCCAAUAGGGGACAUAUGGGGACACUGGGACACUAGGGGACACAUGGGGACACAGACAUUAGGGGACACUGAGACACUAAGACACAGACACUGGGAGACCUGGGAACACUGAGACACUUGGGGACACUGGAAAACAUGGGGACACUGGGACACUGAGACACUAGGGGACAUAUGGGGACACUGAGACACUAGGGACACAGACACUAGGGGACACUGAGACACUAGGACACAUGGGGACACAGACACUGGGAGACCUGGGGACACUGGAAAACAUGGGGACACUGAGACACUAUGGGACACUGGGACACAUGGGGAUGCUGUGAGACAUAGGGACAUUGGGAGACAUUGGGACACAGAGACACUAUGUUCCCAUGUCCCCCAGCCAGUGUCCCUAGUGUCUCAGUGUCCCUAAGUCUCCCAGUGUCUGUGUCCCAUGUCUCUCAGUGUGCUUAGUGUCCCCAUGUGUCCCAGUGUCCCUAUAUUUCCCAGUGCCCCCAUGUCUAUGUCCACAACUGUCCCCAUGUGUCCCCAAAUGUCUGUCUCCCACCCAGUGUCCCCUAGUCUCCCAGUAUCCCCUAGUCUCUCAGUGCCUGUGUCCCUAGUGUCUUAGUGUCCCCAAAUGUUUCAGUGUCCCCAUGUCUCCCAGUGUCUGUGUCCCUAGUGUCUUAGUGUCCCCAAAUGUUUCAGGGUCCCCAUGUCUCCCAGUGUCUGUGUUCCUAGUGUCUCAGUGUGCCUGGUGUCCCCAUAUGUCCCAGUGUCCCCAUGUCUAUGUCCACAACUGUCCCAUGUCUCCCAGUGUCCCCAAGUGUCUGUCUCCCAGUGUACCCUAGUCUCUGUGUCCCCAUGUCUCUGUGUCCCUAGUGUCUUAGUGUCCCCAAAUGUUUCAGUGUCCCCAUGUCUCCCAGUGUCUGUGUCCCUAGUGUCUCAGUGUACCCAUUUCUCCCAGUUUCCCUAAAUGUCUAUGUGUCCCCAUGUCUCUGUGUCCCCGGGUCUCUCAGUGUCCCCAUGUCUCUCAGUGUCCCCAGUAUCCUAGUGACAUGGGGACACACUGAGACAUUGGGACACUGGGAGAAAUGGGGACACAGACACUGGGACUAGACACACUGACACUGUGAUACAUAGGGACACUGAGACACUGGGUGACUUGCGAGACUGAGACACUGGGAGACAGGGAGACACUGGGAGCAAUCCAUCUAUACAGCAGAAUCAAACUGUGAGUAGUUUGUUGGUGAUUUUACAGAAUUUUCUCUGCUGUCACUCCUUGUGAUUUACAUCAUGUGAUGUCACGCAUAACUAAUUAAUUAUACAAAUGAUUAAGGCUGGUAUUUUUUUCCAAGAAAGGUGGCAACCUUAACUACUCUUCACAUAUUCUUGCUUAAAGGAGCCCUAUAGGGUCAGUAACACAAUCAUGUAUUUCAGAACCUAUUAUGUUAAAACCACCACCCUGGCCCCUUCUUGCCUCCCUAAAUAUAGUAAAAUAUUACUUGUAUUCAAUUCUGCAGCUGCUGGCUCAGAAGUGGUGGUCUGAGCAAAUAACAAUACUUCCCCAUAGGACUGGCUGAGACUGUCAACUAGGCAGAUCAGGGGCAGAGCCAGCACAAGUCCAACAUAGCCCUGGCCAAUCAGCAUCUCCUCAUAAAGAUAAAUUGAAUCAAUGCAUCUCUAUGAGGAAAGUUCAGUGUCUGCAUGCAGAGGGUGGAGACACUGAAUGGCAGUGCUGCAGACUAGGCAGUACUGCCCCAUGAAGCACCUCUAGCAGCCAUCUAAGGAGUGGCCAGUGGAGUUAUUUUCUCUGAAAAGACAGUGUUUACUGCAAAAAGCAUGAAUGGAAUGCUUCUACUUACCAGAACAAAUACAAUAAGCUGUAGUUGUUCUGGUGACUAUAGUGUCCCUUUAAGUUUGGAAGCUUAAGAGGGAUGUAUGGGAACAAAACUUGUGUGGCUGGCUGACAUUAAAAUUAGUUUAGGUAGUGCAGACGUUGGUCUCUGUGGCAUGUCCCCUUUCUUCUACACUCACUACAUACACCUUUUCUCUCUAUCAGACUAUAUACCAGGAACUUCUGCCUGCUAGUAAGAAGGUAAGGAGACAAGUGGACCAGCGAGUGCUAGGGGAAAGUCCUUGGAAAGCAUGGAGUGAGCGCAUUAUUAGACGCAUUUAUGUCAAGCUUAAUGUGCUGCCUGCAUAGUAUGCCCUUAGUUGGACAGCCUGCAGGAUUGGCAGGCAGCCUGACAUACAUUCAUGCCAGGCUGACCUUCCAAUUCUUUGGACAAACAUGCCCCCUUUUUGGCAGGUCUUGUCACAUGAUUCGCGCCAGUGGCAUACCCUUUUACCCCGCCCAUUGACUUCCUGCUUCACUGGACACUGCUGUUAGGGGUUAUGGAUUUACUUGAAAGAUGAAAGCAUAAAUUAGAGAGAAAUUAGCAUAGAGUAUGUGUUUUCUUAUAGCUGCAUUCUAUGAGUUUCCCUCCAGCACCAUCUCCAUCAGAUACAUGACGCUUGGGAGGUAUGACUGUUUUAGUGUUUUUGGUCGAUAAGAUUCCGUAAUUAGGCCCAUCAUUAUUGUCAGCACCAGGCCCACUGUGCUCUUAAUCCGGCCCUGGUUGGGGGGAUGCAUGGUCCAGGAGGACCAAACAAAUGCUUGUCCAGGGUCCAAUCAUUAUGAGACGGCCCUGUUGCAAGCUAAUCGGAUGCAUUUGGAUAAGCUAAGGGGACGUGUUUGAAUGCUGAUGCAGCUGAGGGGUGUAUUGGUGUAAAAAUACAAGCUGUGUGUGUGCUGAUGCAAGCCUAGUUUCUGUGUGUUGGUGCGAGGUAAGGAAGUGUGUCCAUGUACUGGUACAAGCUGAGUGGGUAUUGAUCUACACUGAGUAUAUGUAUUUGUGAACUAUGCACGCGGGACAAGCACAAUCACAAGGUGCAUUAUGGCGCAUCAACGUGGGAGGGGGGAGGUGCAAUUUUCAGUGAGACCAGAAGGAAGAAAGUGCACAGCGCUUCACCUCUGCCGGUCACGCCAUGUAGCAUGACCGGACAGAGGAUCUUCUGUAUCCUCUCCCUGUUCUGACAGUUUAGGGCUCGGUGGGAGCAAUGAACAGGUUCCUGUCAGGCCAGGUACAGGAUACAGAAGAUACACUAUUGCAGUCUGCCUGACCAUGCUACAAUAUAGAGGUAAGCAGGGUGGAAGGGACAACAAAGAUGGGAUGGGGGAAAGAGACAAACAAAAGGAGAUGGGUAAGGGGAGAAAGAGACACACUGAAGGGCUGGCGGUAGACAUACACAGGGGCUAUGGAGAAAGAUGCACAGAGGGGCUUGGUAAGGGGAGAAAGACACAGAAGGGCGGGGGAAGCAAAAAAAGGAACAAAGGAGCAGCGGGAAAGAAAGACAUACAGAGAAGCUGGGGAGAAAGACACACAGAGGGGAUGGGGAAAAGAGUCACACAAAGGGACUGUGAGGAAGUAUGAGAUAUGCAAAGGGCUGAGGGGAGUAAGAGACACACAAAAAGGCUUGGAGAAAAGUAAGAGACCACAAGGGGAGUGUAAGACACACAAAGGGGAAACAUUGGGGAUAAGAAACAGAAAAGGGGCAAAGAAAUACAAGAGGAGGGUUAAAGGACCACUCUAGGCACCCAGACCACUUCAGCUUAAUGAAGUGGUCUGGGUGCCAGGUCCAGCUAGGGUUAACCCGUUUUUUUAUAAACAUAGCAGUUUCAGAGAAACUGCUAUGUUUAUAAUAGGGUUAAUCCAGCCUCUAAAGCCUCUAGUGGCCGCGCGUGCGCAUUCAGCCGAAUGGCCGGAGAGGAGGAGGAUCGGAGGCGGACAGCUCCCCGCCCAGCGCUGGAAAAAGGUAAGUUUUUACCCCUUUCCUCUCCCUAGAGCCGGGCGGGAGGAGGACCCUGAGGGUGGGGGCACCCUCAGGGCACUAUAGUGCCAGGAAAACUAGUGUUUUCCUGGCACUAUAGUGGUCCUUUAAGAGACACAACAGAUGAAGAUGCAUUUGGGGGAGGCGGUAAAAUAUAUUUUCGCCUGUGUAGCCAAAAAUCCUUGCAAAGUGAGUUUAUAUAAACUGAUUAGGUGUGUCUGCAUGCUGUUGCAAGCCGAGGGUGUGCUUUAUGUGAUGGUUCAACUCAGGGAGGGUGUUGGUAUAAUUACGCAAACUGUGUGUUUGUUCGUGCAAGGUUAUAGUGAGUGCUGGUGCAAGCUAAAGUGUAUAUUUAUGUGCUUCUGUGAGCCGAGGAGUACUGGUGCAAGCUCAGGGGGCGUUCUGUGUGCCUUGGCAAACUGUGUGUGUGUGUGUACUGGUGUAAGAUGAAUGCAUUUUGCUGCAAGCUGAGGAAGUGUGCUGUGUUUGUUGCUGUGAGGAUGCAGGCGAUGUGUAUGUGUUGAUAAACAGGUUCACCAGAUGCAGUGCGCGUGGAUGGAUAAGCAAUGUGUGUGCUAGGGUAAGAGGAAUGUUGUGCUGCAGCUGAGCAGUGUGUCUGUGUGAAGCUGCACGCUGUGUGUAUAUAUGUGUUGUUGCAGGGCUAAGAUAGGAUGAAGAUGUGCUAUGUUGUGAUAUUGACUAUAUCUCACUCCAUUCCCGCACAGGUAACAUCCCGCACUCUCUGCCCUCCGUCCUGCAGCGGUUCCACCUUAAAUCCUCUAUGCUAUGGGACGGACCUUUCUGGAAAACAACCACGCCUCCACGAACAACUCCCCUCCCACCGACGUUGCCAUGCUCCGCCCCCGGGCUGGGCUGUGUCUGGCUGAGUCUGAGCUGCAGCCCGAGCUGUAGACACCCGGCGGGCGAGGAGCCGGAACUCAGCCCUGCAACAUCAAACAGCUGCUCUGCUCAGCAUCCCCACAGCACUGCUACCCCCCAUCCACUCACACUACCUCUCAGGGUGGCCGCUGGGGAGGGAUUACGGUAAGUGAGAACAGGGAGAACUGUAAUAUACUGGCAUUACUGCUACUGCAUACAUGUACACACACACUGCACUUUUGUCUGUGUGUGUGUGUGUGUGUGUGUGUAUAUUUAUAUUAUAUGUACAUAAACACACGUUUAAAAUAGAUUUGUAGAUGUCUGUAUGUGUAAUAUGUAUGUAUAUAUGUGUGUGUAUAAUAUAAAUAAAUAUUUUGAUUAUUUAUUUUUUGAAUACUUUGGACGGGCUGAAAUAAUAAGUAAAUGGAAGUUUAAGUGCCUUUGUAUGAAAGGUUCUGUUUGUUCUCAUGUAGAAUGUUCAGUCCAUCCAGCAUGCUGACCGUGUGUAAAUAUCCGUUUGUAGCAUAUAGAUGUGUUCCAGAUGUGGGCGUGUGCUUAUAUUAUAUACAGUGGUGUAAACUUGCUCCCAAAGAGCAACGAUCUUGCACAAUGUGAAGUUGUUAUGCUGUAAGAGAUUUGGUUUUUUUGUUUGGUUUUUUUUUGCAGUCAACCCCCACCUCCCUUCCAUACCUUGGCAGGAAUCCCUGCCUGCCUCUACUAAGGUAUGUGUGUUAAGUCCUCUUGCAGUAACAUCUGUUGCACAUUUGCAUAAUUCUGUAAAUCUCUGCAUACUUUUAAUGUCCUCAGUCUAUUUACAUUCUCAUUGAGUUACUGUUGUGUAUAAUUGUUUAUAUAGACACCAUUUGUAAUUUCACAAUUAUGCUGCCUGGUCUUGCAUAUCAAGUCAUUAUUUAAUGUGACAGCAGCAUUAUCAUUGCUUUUUCUGCUGAUAAGCACAGGAGUGGAUCACAAUUGGUGCACCAUAGAUGUCUAAUUUGAAAGCCUAAUAUACACAGACAAUACUAAUGUGGAUAUGGCAUGUACACAUAUACAGUGUUUUGCUUUGGUUGGUAAGGUUGAGAGGCAUUCGAUUUAGAGUAAUGGAGUUUAAGUAGAUGGAAUGUGUGUAGAUAUAUGUACACAUAGUGCAAGGAAUCUCCGCCAAAGUAUGGCAUUGAGAAUUUGGGUACGUUAUCGGUCUGCUACAGUCAUAAUCUGCAAUAAGCCCCAAUGUCAUUGAGGUAGAAAGAUGCAUCUGCAGUAUUUAAGAGAAAUAAUUAAGCGGGUUUCAUGUCAUUUGAUAACUGAACCCCUUCAAAGAUGUGUUGUGCUUGUUUUUUUUUUUUUUAUAGGUUAAUUUUGAUUUGUAGAGGUGAAUUAUGCCAAAGUACCCGCAUAGUAUUGGUUCAUUUUUAUUCGGAGUGUGUGUGAUUUUAUUCCUUAUUUAUAUUUGCCUUUGUUUGUCUCAUGUAGUUUACAUAUGGGGUAUUAAUGUAAAACAGGUGACAUUUUCGAUCAAACUGCUUAAAUGCUGAAACGCCUUCACUGACUUCCAUGGUGACUGCACCUUAAUUAGAAUAGAUUAGCACCUGCUUUUGUAUUGAUAAUUGGUUUGGGCAUUGGUUUGUAGGAUGAGUCUGGUCUGUUUAAUACUCGUGUUCAGUGUCAUUUUGUGUUGGAUUUUUUUUUUAUUGGUUUUGUUUUUUCUCUCCCCUGCUAUUGCAUUGUUAUAUACUUUGGUACCAUAUUAUUUUGGUACAUUGUCAGUAGUUAGAACUGGCAUGUUUAGGUGCAUUGCCAGUUUUUAGCAACUGUUGGGUUUGAUAAUCCCUUACAAUCUAGAGUAAAGCCAAAACCCUUAUUGUCAGUCUUCCAUUGUAGGACAGCUUUUAUUACAAUUUCCUAACAACCUUCGCUUCCUGUAACUAAAAUGAUACUAAGCCCGACUGCCCUGCCCAAUAGGUUUCCAGAGGUUACUGAUAUCUCAGGUUGAUAAACAUAAACAUUUUAAGGUGGAGAUGACCAAUUACAAUAUCACAGAUGCCCUGGGGUGUAAGGAUAUCUCUGUUCUGACUAGGAAGAGGUAUGCUAGUUCGAUCUUGAACACAAUACCUUAAGGAUGCCUGCAGGAAUUUGUAACCUGCAGCUAUGUUUUACAAGGUUAUUUGCUAAAGUGUGAUUUAUUGGGAAUUCAGAGUGAAUAUAAUACCACAUGUUGGUGGCAAACUGAAAAAAUACGAUUUCAUAUAAUAUGUUUUAUAUUCAGAUAUUUUGGCCUACAAGUUUAAAUUAAUUUAGAGUUACUGAUGGUUUACACUUUAAUAAAUAACCCUGUCAGAUUUUCAUAUGUUAAUUGAUAUUGGUCUCCUUUCUGAAUUUUUUUUUUUUUAUGACAGUCCCUAUUGGAUUUAUAUUUUUUUUUGGGGGGGGGGGCAUUUGCUGGCAAUUAUUUUUGGCUUUAUAUCUUCGUCAGUUUUGUGCAAUGAAAUCUAGUUUGUGUGCUUACACCCUCAAAUCCAUUCGAAAUCUAGAAUUAAUAAAGCCAUUUCAAUUUAAAUUAAAGGCAUAAAUUGACUAAUUUGUGAAAUUCUGUUUAAUUUCCUAAGCUUCAAAAUGACUCUCCAAGAAUAAUAUAACUUCACCUCUUCUGGAUUGAAGCCAGUUGUGAUUUAAAAUAUUUUCUCUCAUGAUUGUUGCCUUGAUAUGUGUCUUAGUGUUUAAUGCAGCUUUUGUAUAGCCAAGCUGAUAUGAAAUUUUUAAAUCUUCUCUUGUUGGUCAGUUUUGCAGCAGUGUAUUGUAUUAUUUGGUACUUGUGGCUCAUGUGGCUUCAGAUAAAUUUUUGUCCAUGCAGUUAUGCUAUGUCUUCUGAAGACAGAUUUUGCUGCUGUGCCAAGUCACACUGCUGUGUGUAUGCAGUGACCUAUUCUCCCUUCUCGUGUCUGCCUCCGGAAAGCUUGGGGUUUCCCUGUCACAAGACCUCGUUCCCAGUGGAAAACUUGCUCAGACUUUCCAUGUGCUAUGGUGGCUGAUGCCUUCUGUUUUUAAAACACUUCCUAAACCACGUUUAGUAGUCAGGGAGAAGGCUCUUGUGUAGAAGUGUAGAUACUUUCUGGAGAAUGUUAAUCUGAGGUAGUGUUUAUAUACGUUUAUCUAUCUAUCUAUCUAUCUAUCUAUCGAAACAAACACUUACACCAUUACGUAUAAACAAGAGUGACAAACAUGUAUAAGUCCAAUUUACUGUCUCAAAUAAGCUUUUCAUUCACAACCUGAGGCAAAGUACAGAUACACUUUCUAUCCAAUUGUUUCCUACUAUUCUGUAUUACUAUAAGCAUUGAACCGAGGUCCAACAGUUAUUGUGAAAAUCACAGACAUCUCCUGGUGCAGUUAGAUGGCUGUGAGGAACAGUCUCUUAGAAACAUGAGUUUCAAUGUUUCCUUUGUAAUGGGUGUCAAGCAGUCAGUAGUUCAGCUUCAGAAAGACAAAAGACAGUGCUCUCUCAGGCAAUCUGACUCAUGUUUGUGAUUGAAGUUGUCUACGGGUUGGGUCCCGCUUGUGCAUGUGGUCAGCUAGAGACUGAAAACAUCAGAAAUAAAGCCAUAGCUUCUGGUCCUGUAAUUAAUAUUGUUAGUUCUAAAUCCUUGUAAAGUCCCCUAACUGUAGAUGUGAUCCCUUAGCAAUCUCUGUGUUUGUGUUGGACAGAGAAGCUCACUGCAUGAUCCUCCUGACAGGCUCAGAAGGGACACUCUGGAUUUAAAAUGAUUGCAGUUACCGAGGUAUAUACAAUGAAUUGACAUAAGGAAUUCAUAUGUUUAAAUAUACAACUUAUUGAUAUAAGCAUGUAAUCACAUCGAUUAGAGAGUGGUAUUUUGUGGACCAGUGUGAUUUCACUGAAGCUUAUGUGGUUAUUCUGACAUUUUUGGUAUAUGACAAAAUUAAGCUUAUAAUGAUCUCUGCGGUCUUGAAAACUGAAGGAUUGGUUUGUCCCAGGUGGUAAACUUUAUAGACAGAUUUAUAUUCUUACAGGAAGCAUUUUAGAAUCUUAAGUAUUUCACUGUUUAUAUGAAGACUGAAGUAUGUAGAUAAAUGAUCCAUCUGUAAUUCAGGGAGGAUGAUUCUGCUUGGAAAUGAAAUGUUUACGUCUUAUCUUGGGCUACAGGCUGUAAAGCUUAUCAUUCAGGACAUCACGCCUGGCAUGCUCUUUCCCCCUGCUUUCAUUCUGUCCUUUUCCAGCAAUGCUAAUUUCAUGUCAAAUACUUAUUCUCUGUCUCUCUUUUCCUUUAUUCCCCCCCCCCACACUUUUUUUUUUUUUUUUUUUUUUACAUCUCCUUCCCGUUCUCAUUUCCGUGUUCUUCUGUUGCCCUUGAGGUCACAGUUGGGUGGCUGCUGUCACCUGUUCAUGACAGAUGUCCCUUCACCUGCCCUGCUUCCCACAUUCCCAGUCUCUGCUGGAGCAGGCAAGGAUGGGCUCUAAGGGUUCAUACUCUAUCAGUGAGAACAUUUUUAUGCUUUUUAAUAAUUCCCUGUAGUGCAUUUAUCACUGUGCACAUUCUACACAAGUCUAAGCCGAAUAUGCAUUACUAGAUUGGCUUUAUAUAAUGAUCUGAAAUCUAAUUAUCGCUCUGCAGUAAUUUGUAUGGCUCUGUAUGUUCCAUACAUUGCUUUGCAUUUAUAGAUCAGCAGGUUCUAGACAAUGUUGUAUGCUAGAUCUAUAGGUUGUCAGGUUCUUUACAAUUAAUUUACAGUCUGGUGUGCUUUGUUUAAAGUUGAGCAGUAUAGUCUAGCUUGUCUGGUUUGAUACAGGGUUAUGCAGCAUUUGGGGGAGGGGAGGAGGAGUUACUCAAUUGUGAUAUAGAGUAAUGUAUUGCUGGUUCUGUUAAAUUAUGCACAUAAAAUGCUGCGCAAGUAUAUGUAUGACUUGAGUCUGCCCAGUUCUGCAAAAUGCUGUUAGAACUUGUUCUUAGCAGGCUUUUCCAUAAUUUUCUGUGGCAUCGUUUGAGCUUGGCAGGUUCAGUGUAAUGCUCUAGGGUUGAUCUAUAGUGUAACUAUGUUCCUGCACAAUACUAUGUAGUAUGUUUUAGAGCGUGAUGGAUUCUGUGUAAUGCUGUAGUAGGUAUAUGCAUAGCUUGGCAGGCUCUAUUUAUUUACAUCUUGAUGGAAUUUGUUUUAAAUUUCUAGGUAUACGUUGAUGAUUUCAGUUUGGUAAUGAGGAAUAUAUUUUUAGUUUGGUGGAAUAUGUAUACAGUAUCGCCAUGUGUAUAUUUCGAACCUUACCAGCUUAUGUAUUGUUUUGCAGGUAUACAUUAAAUCUCGGAAGAUUCAGUUGAUUGCUUUGAGUGUAUAUAUAUUAGAGCCUGGCAUAUUCCUUACAGUGCUGUGAGUGUAUUUCACAGUUUGGCAGAGUCUAUGUUCUCCCCCAAACUUAGUGGAUUCUGUAUAUUGUUUUGGUUUAUUUUUCAAGCUUAGAUUCUGUAUAUUGCUCUUGGUAUAUCUUAAAGUUUUGCAGAGCUUGCAUAUUGUUAAGGGAAUUUUUAGAGAUUGACAGAUUUGGUAUACUGCUGUGGGUAUAUUUGAGAGAUUGGCAAGGUCUGUAUAUUAGCGUGGGUAUUUUUUGUAAUUGAUGCUGCAUGUAUCGUGCUCUGGGUUUAUUGCUUGGUAAAUAUUCUAUAUGUUGGAUAUAUAUUUUGUCUGUUUCAGUAUGAUGCUGUGAUAUUCACCUGUCAUAUGAACAUAUUAACCCCAUGUAUAACUCUGAAGAAAUUGGCUGUUUGUUUUUCCUGAAUUAGUUUGACAAAACCAGAAUUUUAAGAUGCUGCUUUUUUUCUAAAGUGUCCCAAACAGAUGGUAUAUGAAUAUCUCUCCGUUUUGGCUACUGAACAGACAUGUAUGGUUGCCAAACUCUCCAUUAUGUGCUAAUAUUAUUAUGUUAACUGAUAUUAAAAGGAUAGUCUAAGAACCAAAAUCACAUCAUUUUUAAAGGAAUAUUGGUGCUAUCCUUGUAAUUUUCUACUAAUGGCUGUCAUUCAUUAAAGGGACUAAAAUAGAUACAAUAAGUGAGUCUGUAAACUUUGUGUAUCCAGUGUUUCUUUUAGAGGCACGUUGGAUUAGUGGAGAUGGCUAAGCAUGUGCCGUGAUCUCAAUAUUUCUCUAUGAGAAGCAUUCAUUUGGACAAAACUCAUCAGAAUUAAUGACUUCACCAGAGGAAGAUUGGAAGAUUGCAUUGUGGAGACUGUCCCGGUGCUAGAUUACAGCUAACUGGGGUACUCUCGAAAGUGAGAGAUGGUUCGUUCAAAUCGAUUUCCUGUUAACCCACAUAAUGUCUCAAUCUAUCUGCGAUUUACCUGUGGAGUAAAUCCUAGAUCAGGGGUGGGCAAUCUGCGGCCCUCCAGAUGUUUUGGACUACAUCUUCCUUGAUGUUUUGUUAGCAUUAUGGUCCUAAGAGCAUUAUGGGAGAUGUAGUCCAAAACAUCUGGAGGGCCACAGAUUGCCCACCCCUGUCCUAGAUGGAUUAAUUUGUUCAGGUGUGGAUUAAAAGGCAUUUAAAUUGGAUGAACAGUUUAACACAAAGUCUUCCCAAUAUCCUAAAAAUAAAGAAAAUUCCUAAAUUCUGUAAAAUGAGUGAACAAAGCAUACAAACGGGAAUCAAAAGUUCAAAUUGUAAACUUCUAUUCAGCCCUCAAACAUGAGUGUUCGACAUUUUUUUUCUUUUGCAUUCACAUUUUUCUGUGGCAUGUCAAUGUAAUCUAAGAGGUAUAUUUGUGUUUGUGAUAGAAUGCUUACUUGGUGUAAAGUACUCCUACAGCAUGUCAAAGACAGAGUAUGUUUAUAUAUCUAAUUAUUUUUUACGUCGGUAUGUCUUUGUGUGAAUGCAAGGGUAUGUUUAUGUGUCGUGUCUGCUUGCACUAUAUAGUUGAACCUUCUUUGACUAUCUCACAUAGUUUUCAUGUCCGUAUGAUACCCUGCAUAGACUAUUGCCUGUGCUAGUCUGAUCAUCACAUCAUUUUUGUGGUGCCCAUGGUAAUGAUUUCAGGUCAUGCGGAUGUGAUGUCAUACAGAUGUUUUCAUAUCUACAAACAAAAGCACGUUUCCAUGUGGAUGAGCUAGUUACUGACGGGAAAUCUUUAACACCGUAUAGGACGGCCUGGUGGACUAAGCUGUAUAGCUUUUUUUUUCUUUUGGCGUGAGGUAUCACAGCGGCUGCCCCGUGGACAUUCUGUGCACUCAAUGGGUUUUGUUCAAUCAAAAAUUUGUGUUGUAGAUAAGAAUCUACGUUGAUCCUUAUCCACAACACAAAUUUUUGAUUGAACAAAACCCAUUGAGUGCUCUCAUCUCUUCAUUUGUAUAUAUCCACGCUGUGCAGCACCUUGGUUCUCUUGGAAUAUCACGUCAAGGUAGAGUGCCAGAUUUAUAUAUAUAUAUUUAAUUUUCCAUGAUACUCGCUGUGCCUUGCUCCUUCUGAACCAAGAGCACAAUCUAUGAGUUGGAGAACUAGGAAAUGGCAAUAUGCUUUCACUACACCCACAGAUGAUCUGCCGCACGACUAAUUAUUCUUUCAGUGAAUAAGAGGGGAAUUCCUCACCUUUACAUGCACAUAAAUUAGGAUUAUAGCUGGUGGAAACUUGGAUGAUGACCAGUCACAAGCGACUGCAGGCACGGAUCGUCACUUGUUAGUGCUGGCUGCCUUGUCUUGCCGUGUUCUCUUCUGGACCUGCUCUGAACAAUAUAACCUGUCAUAGUGUGGUGCUGCAGUCCCAACCAGCAGACAAAUGAUGGUUACCGGAAAUUGAGGAGGACUCAUUCCUACAAUUUAUAGUAGACCACCUUUCUUAUGAUGAACAAUCACCCCAUAAGACUGUCUGAGUAUUAUAUUAAAAGCAUGUUUGUGUGACUCUCUUUGCAUAUGUAGAUUAACUCUGUGCAUGAAAGUGUCUGUAUCUUGUCAAUUAAUGAGAAAGUCAGUAUGUAUCUCGUCAUUUACAUAAAUGUAUAUAUUUUUGGCAAAAGGAUUGACCAAAUUGUGUUAUGAUACGCCCUUGAGUUUGAUUAGUCUUACUACUGCCUACAGGUUGUGGAGACUCUAUGAACCAGAAAGAUUCUCAUUGGUACCAGGUCCUUAAUUUAACUUUUUCCAAUCAGCACCUGCCAGGUGAAGAAGGAAUCAUUAAAAAAAAAUUAAAAAAAAAAUAGAAUACAAGAAAGAGGUGGAGAAUCCCUACAGAGUUUAGCUUUACAAAACAUACACUUUUCUGCUAGUCCAGUACUUACUUGUUUCUAUUACCCCACUGUGUUUUUAAUCUGUGCAAAGUAGGGGAAUAUGUGAAUGAAUGGAAGACAUUCACCAUAAAGUACUAUGAAAAACAACCUGAAUGUACAGUAUGGGUGGCACCUUGAAAAGAGGGUGUGUGAUUGUGCUGACAAUUAUAAAAGGUUGGCAAAAUUCAAUAGAUACUUUGUCUGAAGCAUGGGAGUUUGUAUUUAAAAAGCAGUGUGUCCCAGCAAGGUCAUUUAAAGUUCCCUUCUGAAUUCUAAUUAUUCCUGAAAUUUUGCACCCAAAAUGGAUCCAGAUUAGGUUUGAAUGAGGAUCUUGCACUGUUUACGUGAAAGCUAAAACACCAUGUUGGAUUAAAAACACACACACACACACACACACACACACACACAAAAAAAAAACAUGUUUGUGAUAUUAUUGACACAUAAUGGAUAAGUGGCCCUGGGGUAUUUAUGUAUACAUGAAUGAAUGGGGGCAUGCACAAGGUUAGUGAAUGAGAAUGACUGGAACAGAAGAUUACUGAACAUGAACUGCCAACAGUAUAUCCAAAGCUUGCAGCACAAUGUCCAUCUGAUGCCAGAUGUGUUGACAGCUCCCCGGGACUCCUCCCUGCAUUGAUCCUGCUUCCCCCACCCCCAUCUGUUUGGUAUUUCUAUUCGAUCUGCUGUUUGCUUUCCUAUUGAUAUGUUGUAUCAUAAACAGAGACCGUGCACUAGUACUAAAUGUCCAUGCCGGGGUUAAUGUUUUUCUCCCUCUCUCGCCAGUGAUGUUCUAUCAUCCAUUUCAUUGCAUCUAUCUCCCUGUUCCCAAUUGUCACGAAUCAUCUUACUUUCCUAAUUCCCAAUCUCUCUCUCUGCUCUUCUUCUAUCUAGCUAUUUUUUUCCUCCUUUAUACUGUCUGCUGCAUUUCAUUCCAUGUGUCACCCCUUUCUAUUCCUCUUUUGGAAGCACUCAAUUUUUUUUCCCUUUUCAGUCCCUGCCCCACUCCCUCCUUUUCUUCCCAUUUCCCCAGCUUGGUGAGUGACUGGGCCAGAAGCCAGAUCCCUUUUGUAAUUGAUUAUCUCAUUUAGCUGUCGCCUGGCACCAAAGAUCAAAACUGCUUUAAAGACAAAAAUGGCAAGCUAGCAAUGUGCAGUAAGUUUUUGCUGUAUUUCUGGAAUGUUUGCUGCCUCUCUUCCUUUUAUUCCAUGCCCCCCUCCCCCUAUAUUUAGAUACAUAAUGUGACAGCAUUUCUACAGUUAUGACUACAGUAUAUGUAAUCCAUCCAUUUUAGCCCAAUCACUUUUUUUACAAAUAUAUUUUAAUUUGCUGCCCUUCAGAACCACCUUCACCUCACCUAGUUGUUUACAAUUCCAUCUCAUCCCUCCUUUAUUAUUAUUUUUUUUUAAAGAAAAAAACAACAACCCUCCCAGUCUAUUUAUUUUUUUUUUAUUUUUUUUUUUUACUCCUAUCAUUUCAUGUUAACUUUUUCUGCAGUCCCUUUUUAAUUUAUAUUCUGCGGUUUGACUUGUUUUCUUUGUGCAUUUAUUUUUUGUGUGUGUGCGCUUUAUAUCCCCCCCCCCUUCCAUUUUGCCAUCUCUCUCCUCUCUUCCACUGGACCUGCUUACAGCAUGGAACAGUUUAUAAAUGGAACACGGCCCCCUCAUUCUCGGGAGCAAGGCUUGCUGGGAGCUCUGCUUUAUGUUUUCCAGACUGUGGUUUGCUUUUUAACUCUUACAGUGCAUAAAAUGAGGGUGUGGUGCAAGUGUGGGAGGCUGGAACAAGCAGGGCGUGUAUUUAUCUCUCAUCAAUCCUAAGGGCAGUUUUCUUUAACCCUUAGUUGUAACUUUUUUUAUUUUUUAAUUUAUUUAUUUUUUAGACAUAAACUUGUCUGUUUUUGCAAAUAGCUUUUGUUUACCAAAAAGUGUUGCUAUCCUCGGUGCCGGUUUCUCUCACCUCACUUUUUAUCCACUCCCUUUUUUUUCCUGCCAUUUUCUUAUUUUAAUUUGCCUUUAUCAUUGCACUAAAUAAAUGUUGCUUUCUCCCUUCCUGUGUCGCAAUGAGUUAAGAACACCAGCAGGUCAGUACCUGUGUGUAUAAGAAAGGCAGAGCUUGUUAUUGAAUGCUGUUUUCUAAGUCUACUCACAUGCUCAAAAAGAAGGAAUUUGCACACAAAAUAUAUAGCAAGCAAUUUGUUUUUCCUGCUAUCCUUGUGCUCUAAUCAGAUAUUCAAUAAUCUUUGACCUGAAUUGCACUGUGUUGUUUGGUUAUGUGGUCCAAAGAAAUGCAAGAUACAUUAAGUAUCUUGUAGUAUUUGAAUAGGUACAAAAGGGUGUUUUUGUGCGAAGUUCUGAAAGUGGUGAAGUUGACAUGUAAAAGCAAUGCACUGUUGACGAUGAUUGCUCCACUUUAUCAAAUGUGCACCUUGGUUGCCUCUUUUACUGGCCCAGUGUAUUGACCCAGUGUUCUUUGUAACUGUAGGUUUAUUGCAUCAUUUUAAAUGAGCAAGCUUGCCAUAAAAUAAAUGAAAAGAAACACAAGAGACCGGAGGGUUGGGAAAAUGACACCCACCUCCCGUCUCUUAGUAAUGUCACCUAUUCUGGGUGAUAGGGGGUAACCAAAAGAAUUAUAAGAUAAAAGAUAAUUCCCAAAAGCUAUCUUACUAGAAGAUAGCCAAUAGGAGAAGGACUCAGUCCAAUCUCAACAGUAAGUAUGAAAAUAACAAACUUUAUUAUAGUCUAUUAAAAAACAUAUCUUUAUCUACCUACCUGUCUGUUCCCAAGCUUGCCUUAUAGUUUUUAAAAGGAAAGAAAGGGUUCCUUUGCUGAUCUAACACAGUGUGUUUGACUUAUUUCACCAAAGGAAAAACUUACAAGAAGUAAUUAUAAAAAACUUGAACUAUCCCUCAUUGUUGGACAAUUUGCAAAACUAGGUAGGUAGCUACUGACAGUUAUUUCCCCCCCCCCCUCUCUAGUUGGCAUAGAAGACAACCUGUUAUUUGAUGAUUUUAUUUUAUUGUUAGAAACCAAUCCUAAUUUUCCCAUUAGAGUGUUGCAGGGCACUAUUCGCCUUAGCCCUUGCAAUGAUGACCAAAUAUAUCAUACAGACCCUACUCAGGCGAGUGAGAAUUUAGCCUUGUUGAGCAGAAAUCCAAUGAACGUCCAAUGGUGAAUACAUUUUAAACUCUAGAGUGUGUGUGUGCGUGUGUACACACACACCACUUGAGCCAUGCACUCUCUAUCCACAAAAUGAAAUGACCAACUCACCUGGUCUUCUUUUCAGAUAGUUAACUAUUUAUUCACCAAACAGUAUGCAGCUAUUACAGUCAGGUCAACAUAUCAGUCCACUUACUGGGAUGUUUGGCAAAUAAACAGUUGAAUACCUAAUUGUAAAAUGGUGUGAGUGCCAUCUCCUUUGCAUUUGUGUAUGUGUAUUUAUGAAGGGACAGAUAGGCAUUUUAACAAUAUAUCUCUUCUAUACACAAUUAUUUAGGCUGGCAAUAGCUAACCUUUUGGCACUGCAGUGGUUUUAAAUAAUAGUUAUCAUCAUGACCAUCAUGCUGUUUGGCUACGUAUCAUGCACUGUAGUGGUUAUGAUGUUUUGGAGUGUUCCUUUAAAAUUAUGCGUAUGCAAAAAUGACUGAACAUUUUAACCAACUAAAUAACUUAUGAGUUGUAGUUUGAACAACAAUGUUUUGAGAAUAGUGUACAAAUAUAUAAUCAUCCUCUGCACCUCUAUAUAUAAUGUGCUGCAUUGUUUGGUCAUAUUUAUAACUAACGUUUAAACUUUCCAUGAUUUUAUGUGAUUCCUUCACCGUGAAUAUAUCCUUGAGGCCCCACAGACUUUGAGUGGCUAUCGUCCAGUUCAAAAGUGGGUUUUAUAGUCACAGCAUCACUUUCUCUGCCCGCACUCAAUCCUUAUCACCACACUAUAUUGACAGUAACUAUUUUUGUACACUUAUAAUGAGCUUGCAUUCAACAGCAGUACUGUAUUUUCCUAAUAAAGCAUCAUACUAUGAUGUCCUUUCUCUUGAGAGUGAACAGCUUGUGCAAGUGUCGUUAAAAACACCCAUGGUGUUUUCAAAUGUGUUGCUAGCCUCAAUGGCAUUAUCCUAAAAUGGAACAGGGAUGUCCUAAACUCUUGAAACCAAUAAUCUCGGCUCAUGUGGCAACUAUUCCUAAGUCCCUCCCUGCUUGAAGCUAGGGCACAUCACCUGCUCUUCUGUCCAGGUUGGCUCUCUGCCCCAGUUAGCAUUUUUGUUUUCUAAUGAAUAGGUUUUUUUUGUGUUUUUCCAGUUCCAUAAGUAUUUAAUAAUUAGUUUGACAUUAUAAUAGCAUAAAGUAUGUGUUUUGUAGGGGGGGAGGGAAUUAAAUGUUUAAUGUAUUUGUCUUCUGUUUUACCUAAAUCACAAAACCACACCUAUUGUGAAUGGCAACUAUAAUUAUACAACACCUAGGCAGCUGCACCUAGUUUUGUAAUGCAGCUUACCUUGGCUUUGUGUCUGUUCUGACCAACCGUUUGCAGUAUUAAUAAACAAAAGUUCCAUGACUUCACAUGACAACAUGAACAAGGGAAUCCCUUCAGAGACCAGUCUCUGAUGGUGUGUGCUAUGACUAGAGAAUUUUGCUUGAGUUCAGUGUCUAUACCUACUUGUUUUGUGCAGGUGCUGUGGGCGCUUAACAUUUGGAGCUUGGUGGGGUUCUAUCAUUUUUUUUUUUCCCAUCAUUAUUUUAUUAUUUUAUUAUCACACAAUGCACAUAAACAAUUUUUUUUUAUUUUUUUUGUGGUAGUUUAGUUGUACCAUUUUUAUUGUACAUAUAUGUUCUAUAACUCUCUGGCCAUUAAAAGGUUAAAAAUUGAGCAGUUUGACAGAAGAGUUGGUGUCUUGCUGUGCAGUAGCUUGUCCUCUGCAUGAGAACAUGUAAUGCAUGUAUGCUAAGCAACUCACUGCACUCACAUUCUAGAUUCUGCACUCCUAACUCACAUCUCAAGCCUCCCACGCAGCACCUAAAACACCCACGUACAUAAAUAACUCAUUGCAUAGCCCUGAUCAUUCAUGUACAGUAUUCACUUCACGUACUCUGCACUGUCCUCUGAAAACACUGAUCAAAAUGUGCGGAGCGUAUCUCAUAUAAAUUAUAUGCAUGUUAUAUUGGUUCAUGAUUUAUUGUAUUGAUCUUUGUGCUUCCAUACCACCGCUUUAAUAGGAUGUUUUGAGGAGAAUGCACACUGCAAGGUGGCAUGUCUUUUAAAUAUGUAUCUUCAAUGUGUGUUUGAGUGGCAUGCCUUAACAGAUUUUUCAACUUUUUUUUUUUUUGUUUUGUUUUUAAAUACCAUUUUAUGUGUAUUUUGGAACUUUGAUAUAGACAGAUAGUAGAUAAUAGACUGCUUGGUUUAGGUAUUUCUGUAAUUAAAUCCUUUGAGUAGCAACAUGUUAAGUAAUUGUUGCAUCUCUGCUAUACAUUUGUAAAACUGUCAUUUCCCUCCAUUAUUGAAUGCUUUCACACAGGACCAACAAGAGUAGGCAACCCAGGGUAUUUCACACGGGGUGUUUGAUCGUUUAAGUAUGGCUAUGUAAUCACUAUUUUCUGUCAGUAAUCACACAAAACAAAUUAAAUUUUCCUGUAAUUUUUGUAUCCCUGUUGUGUAUAGAGAUAAAAAUUACUUAGACUGCAGCAAUGAUCCACAUGUAUAAAAAUUUCAAACUAGAUACUCUGUCAGUUAUUUCAUAGGAGAUAUUGCAACCGUUUUCACACCACCAUUUUUGCCUCUAUUCAUUGCAAUGAUUUGUGAUUACUGUGUGUGUGUGUAUGUGUAUCUGUCUCGUUUGUUCCUUAGCGUUGCAUGACCCCACCCUCCUCUCCCUUUUUAUACCUUCACCUUAUUGGGUAGGCCCUUUUAAUUUACAGGCCUACUGCUACGUUGGUGCCGGCACACCACAACAGACCUUUCCUCUUCUUACACCUUGUUACUCUCCUUACACUCUUGAUUUGGCUUUUAUGCCCUUAUCACAUCACAGCAGUAGGCCUGUAAAUGAAAAGAGCCCACCCAAUAAGGUGAAGGUAUAAAAAGGAGAGGAGGGUGGGGUCAUGCAACGCUAAGGAACGAACGGGACAGAGGGAGGUAAGUAGUGGGCUUAAAAAUGCCCCUCCCACAACUGCAGGCCAAGCCUUUACAUAUAUGUUCUCUCUCGUUCUCUCUCGUUCUCUCUCUCUCUCUCGUUAAGUUUUGGAGGGUGAGGUUGAAGAACAUCAUUUGGAAUGCACCUUACUUUUCACUUACUGAGCUUAUGUGUCAAGGCAGUGUAACACUCAACCAAAUCAAAGUUCUUCAGAAAACUAUUUGGGCUUCUAUCAGCCUGAGUUUUGUGAACAGGGCAGUAUGUGACAGUCUCUUGUACCACAGAUCACUCAGGAAUGUUACUUCAGUUUAUUAAUUUUUUUUUAUUCUCCAACCAGAAAAUGAAGGGAACGGAUGUCUGGUUGUGUGCAGCACAAGCAUGCCAAACACAACUUGCAGAGUAAAAUGUCAUUUGUAAAUAUGUAAGAUUGUCUCGUUUGGGCAGGAUCCUAUUCAACUACCUUUUCAGUAUGUCAAGCAUGUUUUGUUUUGUUUACUUAUUGUACAGCACUCUGCAAUAUGUUGGUGUUUAUAGAAAUACUUGUAAUUCUAUUAAAGUAUACUGUUGGAGUUUGAGUGUUAGUAUACAGAGUGGAGAAGCUGAAAAGGGACAGUCCGCUGCCCAAAUACACUAAAAACAAUGUCUAGUAGACAUACCAUCAAUGAAAACAUGCAGACAUUUAAUUGUGUAUUUUUUUUUUCAUUGGGGGUAUUUCUAAUAUCACCUAGCAGAAGAGGCAGAUCUCUUGUCUGAAGCCUUUGCAAGCCCUCCCCUUCCAACCCCAUCCAGGCUUUCUGUGGUUGUCCAAUCACAGACUUCCCAAUACAACUCUAUGAGAAGUCUUUGCAAAGCAGGUGCUCUGAGCCAUUGUCUGCCUUUUAAGUGUAGCUCUGCUGAGCCAAGCAACCAGGAAGUAACAGAACUGGUUGUCUGGCAGCCAAGAGGGGUGUAACUAGAUUAAUUAUAAAAGUGUCAAUUUGUUUUGAAAUCUGCAUUUUUGGUAAAUGGGGAGGAGUGGAUGGAGAGCACAUACUUUUCAUACAUAAAGCACUUCAGCAAGCUGGUGUGUCAUGUGUUAGUAUGUUUUCCAUGUCAGAAUUAAACAAUACCUUGUAUCUAUAGUAAACCUAAAAUAUUUUUUCAUACAGUCUUCACCACUUAAAAAAAAAUGUAUCCAUGUGUUAACUUGUGACAUUCUCAGUGAGCUGUUUUUGCUACCUCCAAGGUGUGGGAGUCGUAUAAUUAGAUUUGAGCUCUCUUGACUUUUAUGAGAUUGAAGAAGAAGCUAUUUUUUUCUUGUAAAGUAUCGUUGCAUGUUUUAGGCCUUUAUAUGAGGUGUAAUAUGAGUACUAUAAAGAGGAAGUGAUCAAUUGCUGUGUGUCAAAUAAAACAAGGUUGAAUAAAUGUACUGUUGGUAAAGUAAUGACUUGUUCUCUUGCACACAUGUAAAACAAGUGAUAAUUUGAAUAUUUAACUUUUCAUUUGUAACUAAGAUUUGACAAAUUCAUAAUAUAAUAUAUAUAUUGUAAGGACAUUGAGAAUUAAAAAAAACAAAACUUGACAAUAGCGUAAUGCAGUCUUGCACUGAGAAGUAUUUAAAGAGUGUGUUCAACAUAGGUAUGUUUUAGCUUUUUUUUUUUUUUUUAUUGCUUAAAUUGGAUUAUGCAAUAUCACUACUUUUAUAUUGUAAUGGUCGCUUUAUGCAUUUUGUAAUUUGAGCUGUAACCUAUUCACUAGUGUAGUAUAGCAGGGUUCCAAUUAAGGAUUGAGAAAUAUAUGAAAUACAUGGUGGACGCUUAUUAGAAUGCCUGCCUGUUUGGGACAGUAAAAAAGGGCACAGCAGUUUAACGAUGGGUAUAUGAUAAAUAACUUUAGCUUAUUAGAGUGUGUUGUGAUGGUGAUUUUUGUGAUCUGUACUAAUACAUGUUUGGCAUGGGAGAACCUUGAAAUAAUUCCUGCCCCACUGUUGGAGCAGCUUGAAUUAAACUACAGUAGUAUGCUCUGAUGCACAUUCCAAUAAAUGGUUAAUUUAAAAAUUGUUAGUUCCCAGCCUCAGGCAUGAGAGGAGUACUUUUUACAGUUCUGGAAGGAUGCAGUGAACAGAAGGGAGAGCUGAAACAGAGUAUCGGGGGAAUCUGCAAAAGAUGUGAUUAUGACAGAAAAGAGAAAAAGUAAUUGGUGUUGGAAGUGGGGGGGGAAGGGGGCACAGUCAGGAAGAGAGUUGUUUAUAGUGCUUCCCUUCUUUAUUUGUUGCAGACAGUAAUUAUUUAUAGUGCAAUAGCUAAUUAUCCCCCUCUAGAGCAGAGAUGAAAAAACAGGGAAUAUCCUGUGGAAAUUUUCCCUUCUGUUAGUGGUCAACUCAUUCACAUAAUGCAUAUGUGCCUCAGUGCUUUUAAAAUGCUUUUGUUAUCCCUCCCCCGCAUGCAAACACUGCACAUUACAGUUUAAAAGCACCUUAGUGCCAGCCUAAAUAGCAAAUGUACUGUAUGCCCCUUUGACUUUGAUGAAGCAUUUUACAAGUAGAUUGCAAGCUCCUGUGCAAGUUCCAAGUUGUGUUUCUCAAGGUAUUUGCUCCUGUGCUGGCUUUACAAAUAGUGGGGGGUUAAUGUCAGGAGCAGGAGAUCCCUGUGCAGGGUUUAAUAUUCUGGGCAGGUUUAUCUGCAGUGCUGACUGAGGCCUCUCCCUCCCCAUUAAUCACCCCCACACCCUCCCUCUCGCCUUCUCUCUCUCACUCUCUCUCUCUCUCUCUCCACCCACACCCAUUGUCUCAGUGUCUCCUGCCCUGACUCAUUCACUCACUUCUCACUUUCUAAGGGGGGAGGAGGGGGGGAAGUGGCUAUAGGGAGGUAUAUGAGAGAGUUGCUUGUGUGAAGGGUCAAAACAGGAAUAAAUGUAUGGUAGGACCGAUGUACAUAAUGCAGGGUUUGGGCUGUGUGUUUAUCGCCUAUCUUUUAAGGACCAGUGAUGGAAUAAUAAAGAAAAGGUGUAUAGGGCAGUCACAUGUCAAAGUGCAUGUGCAAAACAUUCUUAGGCGUGAUUGUCAUUUAAAAAAAAAAAGUUACUUACGCACUAUCCCAAAUCCCUAUGCACAUUUGAAUAAUUGGAGGCUUUUAGUAUCAUUCCAAUGGCCAUCAAAGGGUAAGCUCUCCUGCCAUGUCAAGGUAAAACCUCUUAGGUAAGUCCUACACUAACAAAUCACUUGCUGCUUUCAGCUAAAAGGCAAAAUCUCCAAUAAGACAGAGAGGGGUAUUUUUCUAAACCCUCCUGGUUGAGAAUAGAAGCUCCACACCCCUAACACUGAUUAACUAUUAACAGGAAACACAUGGGAUGAGCAGCAACACUGUAACAUGGCUGUGUAAUACAAAAGCACACUUAAAGGACCACUCUAGGCACCCAGACCACUUCAGCUUAAUGAAGUGGUCUGGGUGCCAGGUCCAGCUAGGGUUAACCCAUUUUUUCAUCAACAUAGCAGUUUCAGAGAAACUGCUAUGUUUAUGAAUGGGUUAAGCCUUCCCCCUAAUCCUCUAGUGGCUGGCUCAUUGACAGCCACUAGAGGCGCUUGCGUGCUUCUCACUGUGAUUUUCACUGUGAGAGCACGCCAGCGUCCAUAGGAAAGCAUUAUGAAUGCUUUCCUAUGUGACCGGCUGAAUGCGUGCGCAUUCAGCCGACGGGGAGGAGGAGAAGAGGAGGAUCGGAGGAGGAGAGCUCCCCGCCCAGCGCUGGAAAAAGGUAAGUUUAAACCCCUUUCCAGAGCCGGGCGGGAGGGGGUCCCUGAGGGUGGGGGCACGCUCAGGGCACUAUAGUGCCAGGAAAACGAGUAUGUUUUCCUGGCACUAUAGUGGUCCUUUAAACUUACAAUAGUAAGCUCUGUGCUCAAACUCACGCUACUACUGGGUGGCUUCAAUGACUAAAGUACUCCUUAAACCCAAAAACAUGAUCAUAAAAUGUUGGUCAUUUAAUAAAUUAGGGAGAGAAAUAAAGAUGGUAGGAAAAAAGGAAAGAAGAAAGGGGAGGUGAUUAAUAACAAACCAGCCUUUAAAAAUCAUAUUUCAAAUUGGCCUGCAUAUGUAACAGAUGCAGAACAGUAAAGAUUUGCGAAUGACACAGCAUUCCAUACUUUCACAGGGUCUGUAGGGGCCAGAUGGUGUCCCUAAAGUGACACUGUAGUCACCAAAGCCACUACAGCUUCAUUUGGUGGUUAUGGUGUCUAUUGCCUGUCCCUGUAUGACCUAUAAUGUAAACACUACCUUUUCAGAGUUUACAUUGGUACCUAGUAACACCUCAAUUGGCAGUCAAUCAGACAGCCCCUAGAGAUACUUCCUAGUCCUCUGCUGCACAGUGUGUAGCACUAGCGUUCAGUGUCUCCACGCUGUACAUGGAUUGCAUUGAUUCAGUGCAUCUCUAUGAGAAGAUGCUGAUUGGCGCAGCGUGGCAUUUAACUGUGUAUACGCAAUAGCUUCCCGAUGCUUUCCUAUGAGAAAACAUUGGAUUGGCUGAGAUCAUCAAGAUUGAUGAACAGGCAUGGAGGCAGGGCCAGCCACUGCGAGACCAGCGCGGCGUAGUUGAAAAGGUGAGUAAAAACACCUUUUCCUUUGCCAUGCAAGGGGGGCUAGGGACCUAAAAAUAUUUUAACGCAAUAGUGUCAGGAACGUGUGUGUGUGUGUGUGUGUGUGUGUGUGUGUUUAAUAUAUAUAUCUAUAUCUCACACUUGCUAGUGCAGUUAGUAAUGUCUGACCUUAAAGGGACUCUCCAGUGCCAGGAAAACAAUCCGUUUUCCUGGCACUGCAGGUCCCCUCUUCCUCCCACCACCCAUCUCUGGUUUCUGAAGGGGUGAAAACCCCUUCAGUUACUUGUCUAAGACCCCCGCCGAUGUCCCUCGGCGGUGGUUUCGGGUCGCCGCCACUCCUCCUCUUCAUUACGUCAGCUGGUGGGCGAGACUGAUCCCGCCCACCGGCUGAGACCUAAUUCGCAUGCGCGUCAAUGUCGCACACGCGCAUUAGAGCUCUCCAUAGGAAAGCAUUGAAAAUGCUUUUCAAUGCUUUCCUGAGGGGAAUUGAGCAACGUUGGAGGUCCUCACACAGCGUGAGGACGUCCAGCGAUGCUUUAGCACAGAAAAUCUGUGCUAUAGACACAGAAGUGCCCUCUAGUGGCUGUCUAGUAGACAGCCACUAGAGGUGGAGUUAACCCUGCAAGGUAAUUAUUGCAGUUUAUAAAAAACUGCAAUAAUUACACUUGCAGGGUUAAAGGGCCACUAUAGUGCCGUGAGGGUGCCCCCACCCUCAGGGUCCCACUCCCGCCAGGCUGGAUGGCGAGGAAAGGGUUACAUCUUACCUUUUCUACAGCACCAGGCGGGGAGCUCUCCGCCUCCUCUCCUCCUCUUCGGCUGAAUGCGCAUGCGCGGCAGCAGCUGCGCGCGCAUUCAGCCAGUGUCAUAGGAAAGCAUUCAUAAUGCCUUCCUAUGGACACUUGGGUCUUCUCACUGUGAUUUUCACAGUGAGAAGCAUGCAAACGCCUCUAGCGGCUGUCAGUGAGACCGCCACUAGAGGCUUUAGAGGCUGGAUUAACCCUAUUAUAAACAUAACCGUUUCUCUGAAACUGCUAUGUUUAUAAAUAAAAAGGGGUUAAUCCUAGAGGGACCUGGCACCCAGACCACUUCAUUAAGCUGAAGUGGUCUGGGUGCCUAGAGUGGUCCUUUAAGAGUACAAUUCAGUCAUUUGAAUCCACCCACAAUAGUGAUCUCACUGAUUUCGGUGAGAUAUGGGUAUUCCCAGAUUCCUCUCAUGGGAAGUGAGUACCAGCGAAGAAUAUGUUCAGGGAAAUAAAAACCAACUUCUUCUACACCAUGCAGCCACCAAAACGCAAACGAAGCAAUCACCAUCUGGGUUCUUAGCAAAAUAUGCAGAUACCCCAGAAGGUUACAGAGUCCAGGCACACAGAUUCCAUCCUACUGCAGACGUUUUGUUCAAAUAAGCAUGACGUUACAGCCUUUCUCAAGACAUGAUUGGAGAAAGACUGUCCAUAUCAGCCGAAACGUUGUCAUGUUGUGCUUAUUCCAGUAAAAUGACUGCAGUGUGAUGGAACCUAUGUGCCUGGACUCUCUCUGCAUUUAGAAGUGGGAUGCCUUCUCCUGAGCCUGGAGCACCAGUAUAUUAUUUGGAUUAAUUACCUCAUAGGACUUGUGCAGUCAUUACUGGUAACAUAUUUAAAAAUGAUUGGUGGCACACUUAGCUCCUGGUUCAAGCCGCUAUUGCGGCAUGUUAAAGGCUUUUGCUGAAUAUCUCAAUCUUGACACAUCCAGCAAUUGUGUUUACAGAGUCUGCUCUGGCAUUAACUCUCUAGGACAAGCUGUCACAGAGAUUUGAUGCCUGUCACCCAGUUCUGCAGGCUCUGUACACAGUAUAGAAUACCAGGCUAUUGCUGACCUACCUUGCAAUAAUAUCUUUCUGCAACACUGCCUGAUUGGCUCCCAGGCUGAGUGGCCUUGGCUAUCAGUGAUGCUAAAGUUAGAAAUUGAGUCAGUCGUGUGAUGCUGGUGAGCCUGUGGUGACACAUAGUGUUACGUCAUCAAAAAGCUUUGGGAAGCAAGCAAAGAGACAUGACAUGGUGUCUCCAACUUGACCUUGUUAGUUACCCAAAAAUCAAUAUGUUUACAGUUUCGCUGUUCUUGGGAGAUAAAAGAAUACAAAUCUAAAACUUUUUAAGUAGUAGAACAUGCAAGCCCUGUACUAUUCACCAUUUAAAGUUCAAUAUGUAUGUGAAAAUUCCAUAGAGAAAAUGCAUUUAUUGCUUAAUUUCCCAGAAUUUGAUAGUAAAAUGGCCCAGUGAUAAGAGUUAAAGGGUGACUCCAAGGACCAUGACAACUUCAGUGAUUUCCUUCUUUGUCUGAGAGCAGGCAGCUGAGCUAUUUUAGUAAUGUGUUGCCAUGUUGGGGUGCAGUUGGGGACUAUUAUUUUGUCCAACAAGUGACAGGGGUUUAGUAAAUAAAUCUGUGAAAACAUUUAUGGAUUUACUGUAGUUGGGGGCAGUAACGUAAUCCAAAUCUGUGGUAGCGGCACAUGGUUUUUGAAGCUUCCUGCAAAAACUAUAAACACAAAAAUGAACUGUAACCAUGAGCUGUAACAGUAGCUGGUGAUACAGUGGUUAAAGGUUAAAGCAAAUUUGAGGCAGUAUAACCAAAAUUUACUUGGACCUGCCUGUCAUCUGCUGUUGCAGCCCCUGCCUCUAGUCUUCUUAUGCAGGAAUAUCUUUUAUCCCUAUAGACCUAGAAACAUAGAAACAUAGAAUGUGACGGCAGAUAAGAACCAUUCGGCCCAUCUAGUCUGCCCAAUUUUCUAAAUACUUUCAUUAGUCCCUGCCUUAUCUUAUAGUUAGGAUAGCCUUAUGCCUAUCCCACGCAUGCUUAAACUCCUUUACUGUGUUAACCUCUACCACUUCAGCUGGAAGGCUAGUCCAUGCAUCCACUACCCUCUCAGUAAAGUAAUAUUUCCUGAUAUUAUUUCUAAACCUUUGUCCCUCUAAUUUAAGACUAUGUCCUCUUGUUGUGGUAGUUUUUCUUCUUUUAAAUAUAGUCUCCUCCUUUACUGUGUUGAUUCCCUUUAUAUAUUUAAAUGUUUCUAUCAUAUCCCCCCUGUCUCGUCUUUCCUCCAAGCUAUACAUGUUAAGAUCCUUUUAACCUUUCCUGGUAAGUUUUAUCCCGCAAUCCAUGAACCAGUUUAGUAGCCCUUCUCUGAACCCUCUCUAAGGUAUCAAUAUCCUUCUGAAGAUACGGUCUCCAGUACUGUGUACAAUACUCCAAGUGAGGUCUCACCAGUGUUCUGUACAAUGGCAUGAGCACUCCCCUCUUUCUACUGCUAAUACCACUCCCUAUACAACCAAGCAUUCUGCUAGCAUUUCCUGCUGCUCUAUUACAUUGUCUGCCUACCUUUAAGUCAUCAGAAAUAAUCACCCCUAAAUCCCUUUCCUCAUAUGUUAAGACCUAUAAGCAAGACCAUGCAGGAGUGCACUUAUUGGCUGAACGCAUAAGCCACUCAGCACAGUCCUGGGUCUGCCCUGCUUUAUUCUAUAGAUACGUACGACUCCUCUUGCAGCCCCAAGGGACCCAGGUAAAUUGUCAAACUGUAUGACAAUGGUUUGCCUAGUAGAGCAAGUGCACACCAGUACUGUAGUGAUUAUGAUCAUUGGAGUUAAAGGAAUACUAUAGGGUCAGGAACACAAAUAUUCCUGACCCUAUAGUGUUAAACACACCAUCCACCCCCAAAGCUCCUCCAUUGCCCUCUUAAAUAUAGUCAAAUAUUACCUUUUUCACAGUCUGUUGGUGCUGGCUCUGCCUCUGAUCUGUCUCCAUGGUUGUCAUAAUUAGAAGUGGUGAUCUCAGCCAAUCACAAUGAUUGCCAAGGUGACAUAUCAGAGGCAGAGCCAGUACAAGCCAAACAUAGCCCUGGCCAAUCAGCAUCUCCUCAUAGAGAUGCAAUGAAUCAAUGCAUCUCUAUGUAGAAAGUUCAGUGUCUGCAUGCAGAGGGUGGAGAUACUGAAUGGCUGUGCUGCACACUAGGCAGGACUGCCCCAGGAAGCACAUCUAGCAGCCAUCUGAGGAGUGACCAGUGGAGGUGUCCCAGAGGCUGUAGUGUAAACACUGCCCUUUUUCUGAAAAAUUGUGUUUACAGAAAAAAACCUGAAAGGACUGAUUAUAAUCACCAGAACAAACACAAUAAGCUGUAGUUGUUCUGGUGACUAUAGUGUCCCUUUAAAUUAAGUGUCCGAAUGCUCUUAGUUAAAUAGUCUAGGCCUAGCGGAUCAACUUUCUACAAAUAUAUACUUUUGAAUAGUCUCAAAAUGGGUGCACUUGAAUAGAAAGUGUUAAAUUUACUCGGUCACCAAUGCAGAGAAUUUCAACUCAAUCAGUUGAGAACCAGAAACGUUUGAGAACAGGAUGUAGAUGUGUGUGUAUAAGCUGUCAAAACUGCAGGACCCUCAUCAAUGUUCACAUCCAUAAUAUGAAUUAUCUAUCCACUUGUUUUAUGUUAAUUGUUUUCUGCUUUGCAACAUGCUGAAAUUUAAAUUGUACAUUAUUUAGUCAUAAGAGAAUAUGUGUGGAAAAGCAAUAAAUAACUUGAUGGGUUUUCUAUAUAUAAAAGUAAUUAUGGGGACAAAGUCUUCAAAAUGCAGCAGUCUCCAUGAAAACCAGUGAAAUAUUAAUGCAGAUUUCUCCCAUUUAAAGCUUUUUACUAGAAUAUAUAUUUUACCCCCAAUAUUUUCUAAUGAAAUCUGGGUUAUAUGCUUUUCAUUCAUCUAAUCCCCUGGCACUUCAGACAGUAUAUUCGCCCCUCCCUAUUUGCCUUCCACUUUAAUUACUGACUCAGCAUUCCAAAUAUUAAUUAAUGAUCUGCAGCAGCUUCCCAUUCACUCCCGGUAAUCUGCUCACAAGAUGUUAUUUUCCAUUUAAAGAAAAUUUAGAAGGCAGCACAUAUUCCACACACACCAUUAAUCAGGAACCAGCUCCCCUAAUUAAGACUUCCGACCCCUCGGUCUAGGAAAUUUUUGCUGGGGAGUGAACACAAUGGAUUCUCUCCAUGUCCCUGAAUAAGGGUUGCCACUAACAGGGGAAGGUUGGCAACUUGUGGCCUGGGAGGCAAAAACAACUUAGUAGCCCAUAGUGGAAUUUUACCAACCCACCCGAUAACAUCAGCGAUCACAAACACAAACAAAAUAGAUGUGUUGAUAGACGUACACAGUAGUUUAAUACUCUCUAUUCAAGUACUAUGCACUUGGGCAUUUAGAUGUGAAAAGUGGUUAGAGAGCAGCCUGGGGACCAAUUGCCUAGCCCACUUGACACUUGGACAUUACUGAUCAAUAAGGGAGAACUCCCCAACCAGGCAAGCAUUGAACAGAGUUCUGAAGGAUUCCCAACAAAGGAAUGCCAUUAAUGCAUUAAAUGCAUAAACCUUGAUACAUCAUGCCAAUGAGCAUUAAAUGCAUAAACCUUGAUACAUCAUGUCAAUGAGCAGUAAAUGCAUAUUCCUUGUAUAUCAUGCCAAUGUGCAAUAAAUACAGAAAGUGAACACUCUGGCCCCAGCCUCUCUGUGCCAUUGCUCUAGCCUCUUUGUAAUAAGUUUAGUACAUCAUUCCAAGUGUAGUAAAUGCAUAAUUUUGUCAUAUCAUGAGCAGUAAAUGCAUAAAAUUUGUAUAUCAUCCUAAACAACCUGUCAGUGCCACCUCUCUGGCCCCCGCCUCUGUGCCAUCGUUCUGACCCUGACAGCUCUGUGCCAUCAUGCCAAUGAGCCAUUUGUGCCUACAAGAAAACCUGAGAGUGCUCUCUCUCUGCCCCCAGCCUUUGUGUGCCAUCGUAUUGCCCCCAUGUGCUCUGCCAUCACUCUAUCAUGCCAAUGAGCCUACAAAAAGCUUGAGUGCUUUCUGUCUGCCUCUAGCUUCUCUGUAACAUCGCUCUGGUCCCGGCAGCUCUGUGACCUCUAUCUGCCCCAAACCAGCUUGCUCAGGCACCCUGAUGGUAUCAACAGCAACUUGCUCAGGCACCCUGAUGGUAUCAACAGCAACUUGCUCAGGCACCAAGAUGGCAUCAUCAUCGAGAAGCCUGUCCAACACAUAAUUCCAAAUAGUAGUGUUUCACAUACAUACUCCUAUCACCUUAACCUUUUCAAAUCACUGUUUAAAAAAAAAAUAUAUAUAUAUUAUUAUUAUUAUUAUUAUUAUUAUUAUUAUUAUUAUUAUUAUUUUAAUUGUUGAAUUUGACAAAUGAUAAAAUUAUUCAGCUCUGUUAUUUUUCCAGAACAAAUAUGCUGGAUACGGCUGGACAAAUCUAAAAAAGAAACAUAAACAAAAUAUACUGUAAUACAAUAAAUACAGUCAGUUAUGCGCCACGCAUAAGUGCGCUCACAAGGUGUCUCCCCCAAGGUUGUGGGGGGCUAUUGGUCCCACUUUCCACUUCAAGGUAGUAGAUGGAUCACCAGGACCAUUUGUUCUUUCAUUUUAUCCUAGGCUGAUGGUGAUUGUUCACUUUUUACAAAAUAAAAUUGCUGAUUUUUUUAAAUUUUUUUUUUAUUUUUUUUUUUUGAGGAGGGGUAGCGAUCUUGGGAGGCUGUUUAUGACUCUGAUCGAAGUAUCGUUUAUACUUCUAUUUCACUACACUUACUGACACUGUGGUGAUAUACUGUUUUUCAGUUAUUUUUCCAGUUUGGCUCUUUUGGUGUAUCAUUUACAACCCUAUUGUUAUGUCUACAUCAUUCUUUAGUAAAUACAUCCUCUGUUGUUUACUUACCUCUGAUGUACAUAGGAAUGCACCAAAAUUUCGGCUGCUGACUUUUUCAGCAGAAAAUGGACAUAUCCCAUUUCGGCCGAAAAUGGAUCAAAUCUACAAAAUAGGGCAAAGUCACUUGUCAGGUCCUCUGUCCUUGACCGCGGACCCGACAUCGAGAUGGGGGCCCGGCGGCUUGCCCUGUGUGCCGUCUGGUGCGAGGCCCCUCCCGUCUGCCUGGGGAGAGAGCCUGUACAGUCUGCAGCUCCUCCCGGUGUGAGCUGCAAACUUUGCUUUAUUUCGCGAUCUCUGGCCAGUUGGAGCAUUACCAUGGCAUCUCUCUGACUUCUAGAUAUCGCGAGAUGCAGCACAGUCUGCAGUUCACACCGAGCGGAGCUGCAGACUGGAGAGAUGGACCACCAGGGAGCCAGGUCACUGGACCACCAGGGAAUGAAAGGUAUUACGAACACCCUCCCUCACUGCCACCAGUCACCCCGUCACUCUGCCACUAGUCACCCCCUCCCUCAGUCACCGUCACCAGUCACCCCCUCACUCUGCCACCCGUCACUCCCUCCCACACUCUGCCACCUGUCACCCCCUCACUCUGGCAUCCCUAUCCCCACACUGUCUUACCCAUACUACAUCCCUAUCCCACCCCACACUGUGACCUACACCCCUAUGACACCCCACAUUAUGUGCCCUACUCACUCUACAUAACCUACAAACAUACAAACUAAAUCCCUAUCCCACACCACACUGUGUUCCCUACACACACACACACACACACACACACUAUAUAACCUACACACUACAUCCCUUUCCCACACCUCACUAUAUUCCAUACAUACUACAUAACCUACACACAUCAUUUGGGGGAGGGGGGGAAUUGUUUUCAGCCAAGGGCAUCCUGAAUUUUCAUUUCCGUGCAUCCCUAGUUUUAUACCUUGUUUAUUUGUUGUUAUAACCGCAUUGUAAAGUGCUUUAGAAUAUCUUGUCGCUAUAUAACAACCUUCUUUCAUUGCUCCCUGACAACACCACUCCUUACUUCCCCACAAUGUAAUUCAUUCUGGAUACUGAUUUGGACCCCCUCUGCUGUUGUGGGCUGUUAUAAAGCUAAUCUCCUAAUAGGUUAUUACAGAGUUAUUGGUGAUUAUGGCCGCUUGCUGACUUUUUAUCUUAGGCUUGUUAUGAGCUGGAGGGAGCCCAGCCUGGUGUUUAAUCUUUUGUGCCUGAGCUAGCUAUCUUUGUGAAAGCUGAGGGUUUGCUAACUUUGGAUUCUCUACUUUGUCCCCUCACUCCCCUUUAAAAAAAAAUUAUUUUUUUUAAAUUACUAUUUGAAGGUCAAAUCAUCUAUUUAUUAAAUCACAUGUUGAUUUUGCAGGCCUCCAGUCAUCAGAGAGAAGGGAAUGACACUUGGUCUUCAAUGCACCAUGUUUAGCGGUUGCUGUGAAUUUAAACAGUGGGUGCCUGCAGUCAAUCUUGCCCCAAACUAUUUGCAUGGCAAGCUUGUGAGUCCUAAUGUUUAAAAUUGAUUUUUUGAGAAGGGAACAGGCCAUCUUUCGUGUUCCUUUUCAACAAAGAAAACCCUGCAUAGAAAUUAUUUUACAUGUCAAAUGUUUCCCCAUUCAUAUUUUUGUCAGGCCAAAUUCAUUUUAGCCUUUAGCUAUGUGGCACAAGGGGAGGGCAGUGAUAGGCAGAAUGCUUUUGUUUCCAUUGUAGCAGAAAUAAUUGUUAAACAUUUCUAUGUUGCGAUCAAAACUAUUGUCAAGUCAGACUAUUGAGGAGACUAUUGACAGAACACCUUUUGACAGCUGACAAGGCCCUUAUUUCUAUAUAUUGGAAGUCAUCUGGUGUCCUUUCGAGGCUACAACUUGUCUGCCAAAGUUUAGGUAUGUAGUGUUAGGGUGAAUUUUUACGCAAUUUUGGGACAUGCUGCCAGAUAUGCAGUAACCUGGCUAACAUAGGGGACAGCUUCUGCAUUCAUAUUGCAGCUUCCUCCUCUGCAAGUUAAAAGCCCAUCAACUGUGGAGGGCGGAAUAAGAGAUCCUGGAUCACCCUGCUCUGUCUGUUUUACCUCCCCCCUCCCUUUUUUUUUUUUUUUCUCCCCCUCACUUUCCACAAAUCUUUCAUCUCAUAUAUAAUUUCCUUCUUCCUUUUUAUGUGCACUUUGGUCUAUUUUCACUCAUAUCACCUGAUGGAAAAAAUGUCUGACAGUUAUAAUGGAUAAUCACAUGACCAUCCAUCAAUGAUUAUCCAUAAAUUCAUUGCAAAUAUCCAGCUGAAUCAUGAAAUAUUUUAUAUAUAUAUAUAUUCUAGAAAAAAAAUUAUGCAUCUCAUCAAGAUACAAUUAAGGAUUAUUUUGCCUGAGACUUAUGGGAUUUUUCCUGUUGCUUCUACUGUUCUACUGUAUUGUAUAAAUUGUGGCUCAUCAGACCAUAUUUUUGCUACCGGUAUGUAUUUGACCUAUUGUUAAGGACCUCUUUCACAUUUAGGUGUUCCCACACAGAUUAUACAUUUUAUUAUAUUUAUUUAAUAUUUAAAAAAAUAAUAAUAAAAUAGACAUGAGUUUCUCCUGAUGUUUCAUCGGUGACUUUUUUUUAUAACAGUAUGCAAUUUUAGUAAUGUUUGAUACGUCUUUUGGUUUCAUCCAACUUGUUUUAGAACACAUUUUUUAUUUAUUUUUCAAAACGGUAGGUACUUAGUGUAACAGAAAAGUAAAGAAAAACCUCUAAUUAUUCACUUGCACAAAGAAAAUGGAAUCUGAUCCAGAAAGCAUUAUAGUAGAUAAAGAUAGGAUAAAAGCACAAUUGGUAGGCCGAGUAAGUGGGCAUUCUACAUAAUACUACCAAUACUUGGAGAAAUAUGAUAUUAUGCUAAACUUGUAAAACUAGAGCAAUCUCAAUUACCAUAAUCGUUCCUGGUAAAAUAUUUUAUAAAUCGAUAUUGGCAAAGGAAAGUUGGGAGAUAUUUAUCAAAGUGUUCUGAAAAAGGACCGUUAAAAACCAUCAUUAUUUUGAUAAUUAUAGUUUUUGUAUAAAUUUCCAUUUCACGAGACUUUCCCAGUUACUGUGGUGGUGGGGAAAAAGAAAAGCAUGAAACUUUUUUGUUGGAGAAAAAAGUGACUAAAAUUAUUAAAGGGACACUAUAGGCAUGUAGACCAGUGCAGUUCACUGGGGUGAUCUGGGUGCAGUGUCCCAGGUCCCUUAACCCUAGCAGGUAACUAUUGCAGUUUUUAAGUAACUACAGUAAGUACUUGCUAGGGUUAACUCCACCUCUACUUUCGGUUGCCUAACUGACGCUGGACGUCCUCACGCUAUGCAAACUCCAUUUUGAAUAAUGCUUUUCUAUGAGGAAAUCCUAAUGAGUGUGCAGUCAUUGGUGCGCAUGCACAUAAGGUCUUCCACGACGGCAGGGGAGGAGAGAAGGCGGACCAGAGCCAGCUUCAUUCUAGCCUUUAGCUAUGUGGCACAAGGGGAGGGCAGUGAUAGGCAGAAUGCUUUUGUUUCCAUUGUAGCAGAAAUAAUUGUUAAACAUUUCUAUGUUGCGAUCAAAACUAUUGUCAAGUCAGACUAUUGAGGAGACUAUUGACAGAACACCUUUUGACAGCUGACAAGGCCCUUAUGUCUAUAUAUUGGAAGUCAUCUGGUGUCCUUUCGAGACUGCAACUUGUCUGCCAAAGUUUAGGUAUGUAGUGUUAGGGUGAAUUUUUAUGCAAUUUUGGGACAUGCUGCCAGAUAUGCAGUAACCUGGCUAACAUAGGGGGCAGCUUUUGCAUUCAUAUUGCAGCUUCCUCCUCUGCUGCUCGGUUUUUAACACUUUUGCACCACGUGCGGAUGCCUCAACGGAGGGGGAAGCUAUAGUGCCAGGAAUUUUUUUUUUUUUUUUUUUCCUGGCACUAUAGUUUCCCUUUGAAUCUGUGAUCCGUGAGUUUUGCAUGACUGAAAAAAAUUGUGUGUUUUAAGAUGACAGGACAUAUAGCAUAAACAGGUGAAAAGUCAGACAGAUGUAAUAAAUUGCAUCACAAAUACUCUGAAAAUCAUCUUCAAUUAAUCUGUAGGUCCUUCUGUGAAUUUUACAUUAAGAAAAAUAAUUUUUGCCCCCACCCUCAGGGACCCCCUCCCACCGGGCUCUGGGGAGAGGAAGGGGUUAAAAUCUUACUUUUCUCCAGCGCCGGGCGGGGAGCUCUCCUCCUCCUCUCCGCCUCUUCUCCUCCUCUUUGGCUGAAUGUGCAUGCGCGGCAGGAGCUGCGCGCGCAUUCAUCCAGUCUCAUAGGAAAGCAUUGCUUUCCUAUGGACGCUUGCGUCUUCUUACUGUGAUUUUCACAGUGAGAAGCACGCAAACGCCUCUAGUGGCUGUCAGUGAGACAGCCACUAGAGGCUUUAGAGGCUGGAUUAACCCUAUUAUAAACAUAGCAGUUUCUCUGAAGCUGCUAUGUUUAUAAAAAAAAAAAAAGGGUUAAUCCUAGAGGGACCUGGCACCCAGACCACUUCAUUAAGCUGAAGUGGUCUGGGUGCCUAGAGUGGUCCUUUAAGAAAGGCAUUCCCCACGAAACUAGUUGAAGUGGGGGACAUGACUGCUGCCUCGAGGGGUUCACAUGGUUUUAAUGUUAGUAAGGAGCAGGGAAUGUUGGGGAAAAGUGAGAAAAUUUACCAGUCUGAAGCAGUGCACGGCUGAUGGAUCCUAGCUGUGCUCUUUCCCACCCUACAUUUUGUAUCUGCUAUGGUUUGCUUGUUGUGUUCUUUCUUUCAUUUCGUCACAGCUGCAGUAUUCCCUUGCCAGCGGCAAUAAAUGGAGGUUGCCCGGAGAAACUUGGGCAGUCAUAGUCUGCUGGUUGAGGAUGAAUGCUCUGGAGUACAUGUUAAUGGUAGCUGUCUGCUGGUCAUUUCAGCAGCUGACAAUAUGUUUUACGUUGCUAGAAUUUGUUAAUAACAAGUUGUGGCCAUUGCUUUUUUCUAUUUUAAAUGGUGUUGUGUGUUUGUUGGGAAAGGGAAUGGGUCUGGGGGUUUGUUGGGUUUCGAGGCCUCAGCAGUCACGGUAAUUUUAACCAACCUGGAUAUCAUUGGCUGAGUUUGUUGAGGACGAGUUAAUAAGUAAAUGGUAGCUUAUUCUCUCCCACUAGAGACCUUAGGACAAGCCUUAGUGACCCAUUCUCCCUCACCCCUUAUCAUUGACAGUAGUCAUAUCUUCCCUUUCCAACAGUAGUAGCCCAUUCUAGCCCUAAAAAAAUCAUGUAGUGUAAAAGAUAUAUACAAGGAAAAUCUAAUGCCAUUUCGAGCCUGAGGAUAGUGUCUGCUCAAGCAUGACUAAUUAUAACCAGCCUUGGAGAAGUUAAUUAACCCUUGUACUUGAAUGAACAAUUGUAUUAAAGUAUAUCUCCAAAUUUUUAGUUUGGUUUUACAGACAGAAUAAUACAAUUAAAUAAAAAAUACAUACUAAUUUUAUCUAGUUCAGAAGGAUGAUGGGCUGAGUCAACCCUGCAAUUGAACCUGCAACCUGACUCCAACAGAUUCUACUGGUGAUAUAUCUAUGUAUACCACUGUCCUGUACUCACUUUUCAUUUGAAUUUUUCUUGCCACUGUGCACCUCCAGCCUUGGAAUUAUAAAUAAACAUGAAGGAGAGCACUCACCGGACUUGCUUUCAAACGCAAUUUAUUUACAAAACAGAUGUUAUAAAGUGACCGAAGUUUUGGAAAUAAAUUGUGUUUGAAAGUAAAGAGAACGUUACCUGCGCUGUGGCCUAAAUCCCUAUGUACAUUUAAACAAAAUGGAGGCUCUUUAGUUUUAUUCCAAUGGCAAUUUUAAUAUAAGCUCACCUGCCACAUCAAGGCAAGCCCCAAAAGGUGAGUCCUACACUAGCCAUUAAAUUUUCUGAUAUCAGCCAAGAAUCUCCUGUGAGACAGGAAGGGGUAUUUUAUAAAACCUUUCACAUUUAACCCUUUAGAGGGCUUCUACACAUACAAUAAACUUUGCUGGUAUCAGACAAAGUGUAAACAUCUCUAAUGAGACAUGAAGGGGUGUUUUAUAAACCCCUACAUACUUAUUAACCCUCAUUUUAUUGUGUCCUGAUGAAAGUUCCAGUCGGGAGCUGAAACAUUGACAUCUUUGGAUCAACUGAGAAUUAAAACGGAUUAACUAAUCCUAGAGUGACGGUAUUUUUUUUAUAUUUAUAUAUAUAUAUAUAUAUAUAUAUAUAUAUAUAUAUAUAUAUAUAUAUAUAUAUAUAUAUAUUUUUUUUUUAUUUUUUCAAAGUAUUUUUAUAUACUCAUACAUAAAUCAUUAUUAAAAGUGUAAAUACAUUUAGAAUAACGUUAAAAAUAUAUAUAUAUAUUCUGACACUCGCACACAGGUGAAGGGAAUAAGGUAUGAUAGCUCUUCUUAUAUAAAGUCAGUGUUUAUAUGUUUGUGUGAUUAUGUCCUGAUGAAAGUUCUAAUGUAAAGAACUGAAACGUUGACCGACCACCGGAUUGUAAGCAGAGUUUAUCGUUGGAAUAAACCGUACAUUAUUUUCCAAGUCCUCGAGUGCUGACAUUGUUUUGAGGGUAUUAUCUGUGCAGCCGAGCACCGGGCAGAGAACAUUAAGGAGCAGGAGUGCAAGACCUAUGGAGGAGGAGGAGUAGUAGUAGUGUGUGUGUGUGUGUGUGUGUGUAUGUAUGUAUAUACAUGUAUCAAUAAAUAAAAUUAAAUGUAAAUAAAAUGAUAUACUGGUUUAAAUUUGUUGAUAUUAAAAUAUAUAUAUCUCAAAAUACAUUUAGAAUUACGUUCUAAAUACAUAUUCCCUUAACAAACGCGGACAUACUAGGUACCUCCGACAAAAAAGGUCGUUAAGGACCGUGGACAUACUUAGUACGUCCACAGCAAAAAGGAGCCCUGGACUUACCUGGACUCAGGGAUGCCUAUACUUAUAGAGACUCCCGCAUCAACACCAGAACUUGAGGAUCUUACAUAGGGACCUUGUAUUACAAGGGACCUUGUAAUAUCUCUGGAUGUACUGGAAUUUCCCUUGGAGGUUCCAGAUUCAUCUUACUCAUCAUAGGAAUUUAGAGUCGACGUGGCCUUGAACUGUCUCCUUUUGAAUUACCUUAGGAAAGUUGUAAACCGGAAAAAUAUGUACAUCAGACUAAAAUUCCAAAUCUGAGUCAACGUAUCCUGACUUUGAGCAUUCUGGUCUUAAAAUCUAGAAAAAUAUUUCUGGACCUGGUAGUUCCGAGAAAUGGCCAUCAGGUCUACGUAGAUUAUCAGUCAAAUCUGAGUCAACCCUGAGGAUACAUUGGGACAUAGUUGCCAUUCCACCUUGUCCACAGUUAUUCGGCUUAGGUAAUCAGCUAUUGUAUUCUGAGCCCCUGGUUGUUCUUCUGUGCCCUGAUCAUCAUGAGCUGUAAUUCCCUCAUCAAUACAUAGCUGUGAGACCCACCUUGAUUGAUAUAGGAUACAGUCACAUUGAUAUUUGAGCAAAUUUGGACCCACUUGUUCUUCAGCAACCCUCUGAAGUGAAUAAGAGCCCUGAAAAUGACUUGUAAUUCCAUACAAUUGAAUGGUAAUAUUGUGCAACAUGGUCUAAACACUGUGGAACCAAUCUUUGAAAACUGGAAUCCAAGUUUUAUAAUUGACCAAUGAGGUUCUGUUCAUUGGAAACCCAGAGAUAUUUUCUCUCUUUUCAGCUACCAUGUAUAGUGUAACGCGACUGGUGACAAUGGCUGCCUCCAAUUAAUCUUUCUCUUGUUAAACCGAGAUAGGAAGGACCUUUGAGGAAUCCAGAGAUGCCAUUGGGCCCAUCUGACAAGUCUGAUGGUGGAAGCCAGGAUUCUUGGUAGUUGCAUAUACUUUCUUGCUUUUAUCAAGCAAAAAUGACGAAACUGGAAGACAAGACUUCCACAAUAUGUGAAACUGUUCCUGAGAUAGGGAAAAAGCAGAGCAUAGAAUUUUCCAACCACAAAUGUCAACCUCUGAGCUGGUGUGAAACUACUUUUCAUGAUAUUCAUCAAGCAGUCAAACUUCAGGAGUUCUGAAAGAGCUAUAUUCGUCUGUGUGCCUGCCUUCUGUGGGUCUGAGGCUGCCAGAAGUAGAUAAUCCAGAUAAUGGAACCAGGUGGUGUUCUGGACUCUUAAUAUCACUAUAAGCACAUAUAAGGUUCUUGGGGCUGCAGUGAGGCCAAAUGGUAGGGCACUAAAUUGAGAUAAUGCUGAAGAUCUAGGGCUAUUGGAAUGUGAUGGUAAGCAUCCUUGAGAUGUAUAGAGAUAAGGAAAAUAUCCUUCCAAAUUGCUUGAGAUAUGGAUCAGAUUGACUCCAUCCCGAAGACUCUGACAUUCAGCCUUUUGUUGGCCCUUCCUAGAUCCAGUAUAGGCUUCCAUGUGCCUUUUCUUUUAGCACCAGAAGAGAGGCAAAUAUUGUCCCUGGAACCGCUCUUGUUAUGGCACCUAAGAAAUCACCUCUUCGUCCAGAAGGCUUCUUACAUAUUCCUUCAGUGCUAUUCCUUUUAAUUCAUCUGUCUGAAUUAUCUUGUUGGUAUAUAGACUCCUGUGUCUGAAGAAAAAACUCCAGUCUAUAUCAGUCUGGACUAUGGAUACCACCCAAGUAUUCCCUGCAGUGUCAGUAACUCCAUGUAUCUCAGAUAUGCUGGUCACUGGAGGUUCUCCUGUCUGAUCAUGAGGAGCUGGCAUACUUGGAACUUCAGUCCUGAGGUACAAAAUACCUUGCAACCCUCAAUCGCCUGUUUAAUGGAUUCAUCCAAAGCUUUCCCAAACAGCACCUCCUCUUCAAAUAGAAUGGUGUAGAGGGCAGACUUGGAGGAUGAGUCAUCCUCAAAGAAUCAGACCCAUAAUGCUUUCCUAGCUGCUAUAGAUAAAGCCAUUUGUUUAAGAGAAUAUCCUAGUUACAUCUAGUCAUAAGUUUCUGUGAAGAAGUCAGUUGUAACCUGAAGACUUCAGACUGCAUCUUCAAUCUUGACUCUUAAUGGCUCUCUUCAUAGUAGCCUUUAGAUCUUUAACACUUUUCAUGGUUGUAGAAACAGCAGUGAAGAGCUACAGCUGGAUGAUCGGUCUGCAUCCACAUUUGAUCCAUAGGCUUGCACCUUAUGUAGUGUAGUUCAGGGAUUGGAAAUACCUUCCUCCUCUUUUUCUUUCCCCCUAAGGCCUCUAAAAUACCUUGGAACUUCCUUGUAAGCCAUGCCCGCAUGUCAUGUGGCUGCGCAGGCAUAGGUUAUGCUGAAGCGGCUACCUUCUGGAAACAGUCAGUGCAUUACUUUUUUCCUUCCACUGCUUUCCCAUCAUAACCAUCAUAACCAGAACAUUGUGUAGAUUCAGACAGUACCUUGCAACUUCAUUUGUAAGCUAUGCCAACAUGUCCUGUGGCUGAGUAGGUAAAGGUGAGGCUGAAGAGGUUACUUUCUGAAGAUAGUCAAUGCAUAACCUUCCACUGCAUUCCCAUCACAAUCAGAACAUGGUGUAGAUUCGGACAUCAAAUAAACAAUAAAUAAAAAAUAAAUAUUACUUGUGGCAAAGUACUGAAGUAAAAAAGUGCACUGUCAAAUUCUAUUACCAAGAAACCAGUGAAACAGAUUUAAAACUGGCUGAAAACAGCACUUACCCGUGUCUGGAGACCCUGCAAAUCCUUACCAAAUAUGUUUGGGAUGUUUACUGUAAUUUUCCCUUCAUUUUAGGUACUUUCUGGCAAUUGCCCUUAUCCAAGAUGGCUGCCGCAACUUGUAUUCCCACAAUGCAAGUCAUCACAUGUAUUAUGUGUGUGUGUACAUGUAUGUAGGUUAUUUCACAUUCCUGGGCUACCGUAUGGUCUCAAAAGGCAACACAGACCAAGCAAACCAAUCUGGCAAACUGAAUUGGGCAAGCCUUAUAUUGACCCUGUAACUUUCCAUAACACCAUAAAACCUGACAAAGACUGGUGGUAGAAUUAGUGCAUGGAAAGUGUUAAAAUACCACCAUUUGAAAUACCUUAGGGUGUCUACUUUUCAAAAAUAUAUGGUUUGAUGGGGGUAAAUUACAACUGUCCGGCUUAAAAAAUGUCCCAAAUAGGACAUGGUGACUAGCUGUGAAAAUAAGUCUCAAAAGCUCCAGAAAACCCGACACACCUAUACAUGGGUGGUAUCACUGUACUCGGGAGAUGUUGCUGAACACAUCUUGGGGUGUUCUUUGGCAGUAACCCUUAAAGUUCUCAGUACAUGUAUUCUUAAAUUGCUAUGUGUGUCAAAAAAAUCACCAAUUUUGUGGGGGGGGUUUAUUUUUAUUUAAUUUAACCAAUAAGAUGAAGUUGUGUGGGUGCCUAUACAUUUUUUUAAUUCUCUGGCAUUGAUGUGUUUGAUUACUCUUCAGAAUUAGCCUCUGAAUUAUAUUGGCAGCAUAACCUAACUUUAGUAUUAACGUAUAUCCUCUUUAGCACAAAUGACCAAAAAAAGUGCUUGCAUAGAGCUCUGCUGUAUGAGGCAUUUUAUUACUAAAAUACAAUGCUUUGAGUGAAGGCAGUUCAAUAAGGCUUUAACCCCUUAAGGACACAUGACAUGUGUGACAUGUCAUGAUUCCCUUUUAUUCCAGAAGUUUGGUCCUUAAGGGGUUAAAUCCCACAGUAUAAAAAGGUGAAAUAGAUUGUACAGGUGUUUUGUCGAGUCAAGUUGUGUCAGUAUGUUAUCUGCAGUUCUCCCUUGGGAAAUAUUUAUUUAUUAUACUGAAAUUCAUCAAUUCUCUUUGUGUUUCAAAAACGGUCAUCUGUUUUAAAUUGUAGCAGUUCUAGGAGGUUUAUACAUUGUCUUUAUGCAGUAUUUACAGAUAGCCUCGAUAGUUUAUGCUUCAAAGCAGGUAUGAAAAUAGCAGACCACCUGCUGUUCGAGAACUGCAACUCCAUUGAUGCUUUAUCAGCCAACUGACUGGGAUUUAAGUUCUGGCCAUCCCUGAUCUAUAGUAAAAUCAGUGACUAUAUAAUUUGGGACCUUGAUCUUCUACCCUUGCACCUGGGUGUCAAUCUUAUGGCUGACUAUUUGUACCUACCGCAUUUAUAGCGGCCACAGAUACAGCUAUAUCACCUUAUAUUUCCGGGUCACUUCAUCUUAACCUCAGCCCCAAGUUCUAUCCCACAGAACCGGUCUCUUACUAAGAGGAGUUUAUAUGGGAUUAUAUCCCAUUUCUUCCUGUACCCAUAGAACAUUGUAUUCUGGUACUUAUCCUUCUCCCCUAGUGGAUAAUCUAUUUAUCUGUUUUUAAAGUUUUUGAUUAGGUUAUAAUAAAGGUAGGGUUUUUGGCUUCCCUGUUACUUUUUCCAUAUAUAUAUAUAUAUAUAUAUUCAUUCCUCAUUACUGUGCUCCUUCUCAGCUUUGUCCCCUGGGGUACCUAUUGAGUCUUUAUUUUCAAUUGGUAUAAUUAAGGGUUAAUGCCCUAUCUAUCUGAGAGCACAGUUUAGGCGAUCUUUCUACAUUUAGAGUUUAGAUACUGCGGCUCCCCCUUUAUCUUAUUCGAUCCAGGGUUUGCCACUCUAUCAUUUAUUAUCUGUCUUAUUAUAUAAUUUGUUAUAGUGCUACUAUGCUGUGGGUUUCGUCUAACAGCCACCCCAAACCCUUUUUCUUCCCAUCCUUUUCCUACCCUAUUGUUUGUGCUUGAUUUAAAAUGAUCAGGCCUUCCCCCUAUGACUCAGUCACGUUGUCUUCGUUGUGAGCCUCAGAAUGGAGUGAUGUCAUAUAUAUUUUAAUUUUUUUACUUCUUGUUUUUUUUUAAAGCUUGUAACAAAAUCAAGAAUAUAUUAUUAAUAUGAAAGGUCUUGUAAACAGAACAUUUUUUGAGGGAGGCAAAAUAUAUAUGCUGAUUUAUGCCAGUCCUUGUACAUUCACAUAUGUGAAAAAUUACACAUCUGAAAGUGAUUUAUGCAUUCUACCACUGCCCCUUUUAUUAGGUAUCUUACCAUAAAAACUAAAUUGUUCCCAGAAGUGUUUAUUUGUUUUAAAUGUUGCUCAUUAUGCUAGCAUUAUUUUGUUUUUAGAAUUUUGACCGUCGUACUCCAUUAUUCAAGACCCAACCGGGUUAUUCACUAAAGUUAGGAUUGUCAAAAAUGUAAAGUGAAAUUGACAUUUAAGGCCAAAGGGGCUAAACUGGAAACAAUCCUCCAUCUAAACAUCUGGAAAAAGGCUUUAAAUUUGAAAUUCACAUUAAAUUCCUGACAAUUCUCACUUCAGCGAGUAAACCCCUAGAUGUCCUUCAUUCUAACUGUACCAUGCUAGAGGUGCUUCAAUAAGUAAACAGACAUGGGAUUAUUUGCUAAACUAUGAAUUGCUGGAAAAAGUUAAUUUUCAAACAUGAAACUCACAAGCUGAUUAUGAGACAGGGCCCUUAUUAUGACUUGAAUGAGGACUUAUAAAAGCCUUUUAGAGGUGCCUGGAGUCAUUCAAAAUGAAACAUUGCACAUGCGGAAAUUAACCCCACCUCCAGCAGCAUCAGUGGGGCAUCGUUAGCCCAUACAAGAUUUAAACUGUGCUAAAAUAGCGCUAAGGUGUUAAUCUGUUUUCCCUGUCACCUUUCCAGCCCUUGCCCCACAAGACACCUUCCUUGGGAAAGAACGGUUACUUACUUGUGGACAUUUCGCUUUAAACUAACCUGGCCAUCUUCCUACAACCCCUUUUAUUAACAAAUGUGUUCCAUUCACCGAAGCACUGGAUAUUGCCUAGUUUUCCAGUCUCUAAACAGUCAGGAUGGUGGCCACAUUAAAAUCCCAGGAGACUAACUCUUUCUCUUAUGCUGGGAAUAACAUAGAUACUACCAUGACUCAUAUUAGAUUGGAUUAAAAUUCUUCCUUAUCUUAAUAUUUCAAUAAAUGACUUUGUUAAAUAUGUACACAUACAUAUGAGAGAGCGCUAUGUAAAGGAUACUUCUUCCAUGAUGAGGGUUGACAUGACAGACAUCAUGCAGUUCAGGCGUCCUAAUCUCAGGAUAGCAUAAGAAAACAAAAAACAAUGUUUUUGGCUGCCUACGAUUAGUGGGAGAUACACUCCUGAGCCACAGCUCACCAAUUUCUGAUGGAUGGCUUAUUCUGUAUGAUUGUUUUUAGAUGAUGUAGAACAGAAAGAAGCUAUUGUGAAUGCUUCUGGCAAGCUGCAAAAUGCACUGAAUGUGUGACAGAAUCAGAUAUUUGGAGUUAAAAGGCAGCAAGUAAUAGCUGUAGUUAACUGAGAGGAUGAAUGUUGCCCUAAUGUUCGUAUGUGGAUGUAAGAAGGAAUGAAAGAGUAUAUUUUUGUGAUGGUAAGCGUGCUGGAGUGUAUUUAUUUAUGCAUUCUGAUAUGUUAGCAUUUUAUAUCAGUCUUUGUUUGGGGGUUGAGGAGUCUAAGCAUCCAUAACAUGUAUACUGUUAUAGUUGUGUUCACAAAUAGCUGUCUUUUUAAACAGGCAAACCUAUAUUAUUAAAGAGGCACUGCCAUGUUUGAGGUCUUUGCAAAAAUACAAAAAGAGCUCCUGUCCCCGAGGUGAUGUGUGCAUUUGAUGUGAACCAGAAGUUCUCUGUAGGAUUGCCACCAUCUUUCAGCCGCCUUGCUUUUUCAGCUUCUGGUGGCUUCACCUACCAGGAGCCUUGUCAACUAUAUACUCUCGCGUAUAUGCAAGAGUAAGAAAUUGAGUUUCUUGAAGAACAUGUGAGAUCAAAGGAUGAACCUUAAAUAAUUUUGCGCUUACACAUUAAUGUGCCAUAGGCAACUAUGUGCAAGGUGAUGCCUGUUCACAAGCGAUAGCUGAAGGGAUAUGGCAGGAUGUAGAGGUGGAUGCAACUUCUGUUGGCACAUUGUAGAAAAAAUUCCAACAUUGUCAGCAAGAGCUUUUUUAAAGAAUUAUUCUUAAAUGGUCAAAUGCAAUAGUGCCAGUUUAAACAAUAUUCUAAAUAUAAAUACAAAAAAAUAAGUCCUGCGCUCAAACUCCCAUUACUCCUGGGCAGUAGCAACGACCAUAGUACACAUCAGCUUAAAUACAUACAGUAAAAACCAAAGAAAAAUUCUAAAUGUUUCACAACCUCACUAUUGAGGAGAUUUAUAAAGGCAACAUGCUAAAUAAUGAGCAUAGAAACAUAGAAUGUGACGGCAGAUAAGAACCAUUCGGCCCAUCUAGUCUGCCCAAUUUUCUAAAUACUUUCAUUACUCCCUAGUCUUAUCUUAUAGUUAGGAUAGCCUUAUGCCUAUCCCACGAAAUCUUAAACUCCUUUACUGUGUUAACCUCUACCACUUCAGCUGGAAGGCUAUUCCAUGCAUCCACUACCCUCUCAGUAAAGUAAUACUUCCUGAUAUUAUUUUUAAACCUUUGUCCCUCUAAUUUAAGACUAUGUCCUCUUGUUGUGGUAGUUUUUCUUCUUUUAAAUCUAGUCUCCUCCUUUACUGUGUUGAUUCCCUUUAUAUAUUUAAAUGUUUCUAUCAUAUCCCCCCUGUCUCGUCUUUCCUCCAAGCUAUACAUGUUAAGAUCCUUUAACCUUUCCUGGUAAGUUUUAUCCCGCAAUCCAUGAACCAGUUUAGUAGCCCUUCUCUGAACCCUCUCUAAGGUAUCAAUAUCCUUCUGAAGAUUUGGUCUCCAGUACGGAGUACAAUACUCCAAGUGAGGUCUCACCAGUGUUCUGUACAAUGGCAUGAUCACUUCCCUCUUUCUACUGCUAAUACCUCUCCCUAUACAACCAAGCAUUCUGCUAGCAUUUCCUGCUGCUCUAUUACAUUGUCUGCCUACCUUUAAGUCAUCAGAAAUAAUCACCCCUAAAUCCCUUUCCUCAUAUGUUGAGGUUAGGACUCUAUCAAAUAUUCUGUACUCUACCCUUGGGUUUUUACGUCCAAGAUGCAUUAUCUUGCACUUAUCCACAUUAAAUGUCAGUUGCCACAAUUCUGACCAUUUUUCUAGUUUACCUAAAUUAUUUGCCAUUUGGCUUAUCCCUCCUGGAACAUCAACCCUGUUACAUAUCUUAGUAUCAUCAGCAAAAAGACAUACCUUACCAUCAAGACCUUCUGCAAUAUCACUAAUAAAAAUAUUAAAGAGAAUGGGUCCAAGUACAGAUCCCUGAGGUACCCCACUGGUGACAAGUCCAAGCUUCGAAUAUAUUCCAUUAACUACAACCCUCUGUUGCCUGUCACUCAGCCACUGCCUUACCCAUUCAACAAUAUUUGAAUCCAAACUUAAAGAUUGCAGUUUAUUGAUAAGCCUUCUAUGUGCAACAGUGUCAAAAGCCUUACUGAAAUCUAGGUAAGCAACUACUGCACCACCCUGAUCUAUAAUUUUAGUUACCCAAUCAAAAAAAUCAAUAAGAUUAGUUUGGCAUGAUCUCCCUGAAGUAAACCCAUGUUGUCUCUGAUCUUGAAAUCCAUGUGUUUUUAGAUGUUCAUCAAUCCUAUCCUUUAACAUGGUUUCCAUCACUUUCCCCACUACUGAAGUAAGGCUUACUGGCCUAUAGUUGCCCGACUCCUCCCUAUUACCUUUCUUGUAAAUGGGCACAACAUUCGCUAACUUCCAAUCUUCUGGGACUACUCCUGUUAACAAUGAUUGGUUAAAUAAAUCUGUUAAUGGUUUUGCUAGUACACCACUAAGCUCUUUUAAUAGCUUUGGGUGUAUUCCAUCAGGUCCCAUUGACUUAUUUGUCUUGAGAAAAUCAUGGGAAUAGUAUUUCCCAACAUCAACCUCUUUGAACAUAGAAUGGAUAUUGGAAGGGUUGGGAAAAGAGGUAGGAUUUUUUUUUUUUUUUUUACCCCACUCCUUGCACAAGCCACACUUUUACUAUAAUAAAGGGACACAGAACACUUAAAAAAAAAAAAAAAAAAUUAUUAUAAUGUGUGUGUAUGUAAAUGUGUGCGUUAAACGAAACAAAGUUUUUUCCACAAAUCUGAUCGACCUCCAAUCAUUGUAUCUGAAGCCAGGAAAUCAAUUUCUCUUAGACCAGUGUGGCUCUUAACCCCUGGAUCCGGACAAAGAAUUUGUUCUCAAGUCAUUUUAGUGGGUGUCCAUUAUUAGAAACGGGUACAUGAUAUUCAUCAAGUAUUAGGCAAUUGCCCACAGUAACUGGUUUACUGUAGCAGGCCUGCUUUCCCAAGUGCAGUGCAGGCCUAUUUGAUGCUGGGCAUGAUCUAUUGCAGGGGUAGGCAACCUUUUAGUAGUACUAUGCCAAAACAAGAUCUUGAAGUCUCUUGGCGUGCCAGUCCUAUUUUUUUUUUUUUAAAGGAGGUGUCCAUGUUGCCGUAUUGUGAUUGUGUUAUUUAUGGAUGCUGAAGUUGCUUUGUAACGUUGUGUUUGUACGUAUGUGGGCUGUUAUAUUGUAAAUGCUCAUAAGUAGUUUGUGGUUGUAUGUAUGAUACUCAUUGAAUGUGGGAAGUGUACGGGGGCUGCUUGUUGUGUGCGGGUAUCUGGAUUGUCGGUGCUGUUGUUUUUGGGGACUGUGUGCGUAUUUGUGUGUGAGCUGUCUGUAUUCUCUGCAUGAAAAAAGGCUUCUUGUAGAGCUAUGUGUAUAUCUAGCAGUGUGGGUGUCUUCCUUGAGAUCCAGUGGGGACCAGGUACAGGUCAAGGGCAGGAGCUGCGGAAGAUGCUGCAGGCUGCUCUACUCCAGUGUGGAUUCCCGUUCACAAGUACUGGGAGGAAGUGAUCACUACCUCUAUGUGCUGCAAUAUGUGAAUUGAGGAUUGUCCCUCACCACUUGGGUUGCAGUAGCAAAUAUCUGAAAUCCCACUGGGACUCCUGGUAAACCAGAGCCUGUUUGGCUCUGGCAGUAUUGAGUGUCGUGCAAAGGCACUUUGAGUGUCAUGCAUUGCACAUUUGCCAUAGGUUGCGCAGCCCUGGUCUAGUGUUUUGCAAUAUGUAUCCUAUUGAUAAUUAAAUUACACUUGAAAACUUGGCUUCUAACCUAAUUAUCUCAUUGAAUGAGACGAUAAACUAAUGCCAUGUACAUAAUGUGAAUUUGUGUCAAAAUUGUUUUUGGCUUCUCAUAUUUUAGAAAAAUGGGUGAGUUUGCCUAAAUGUAUACUAUCACAGUCAUGCAUCCUUUUUAUAUCCUCACUAAAUUGCCGCUUAACAAACUUGUCAAUUGUAUAUAUUUUUACUAAAAAUAUAAGUGCAUGAAAGCUGAGCUCCAUUUUUUUUCCUCAUUACUAUUGGAAGUAUGAAUUUGGUUAAUUUGUUUUGCUGGGCAUCAAAUGGCAUUAAUAAUAAUUACUUGGAUCAGGUUUUUUUUGUUUUUUUCAUUUUCAAUUGUCUGUGUUUUUUUUUUUUUAACACUUAUAUUAUGAUCUUUUGAAAUCCUACUGUGUUCUGAUUUUAUUUUUAAUUUUUGUGGUGUUCAACAAAUGCCCCUACAAUGUAGAAUAUACACUAUUAGACAGCGAGAAAGACGGAACAUUACAUAUGUGCUGUGCUUGUCAAUUCUAAAGAUAGGUACAUACUCUGCAAUCACAGUAACAGCUGGUGAAAGUUGUAUAUUUUAUGUGCAGUCUGUUUGCUCAUCCUAUCACCUUUCACGUGGCUCGUAAUGAAUGCCUUAUAUGCUGAUACAUGUCUUUUAAAACCAGUAAGGUAUAGCUUCAUAUCCUGGUUGCCUUAUUUACCUUUGUGUCUAUAUCCUGCCUGUCUAUACAAAUAUAUGUUUGACAUCAUAUUUGUAUUUAUUUAUCUUUUUCUUUCUUGGGAGCUGGAUUUCCCCUGUACAUUGUUCAAUGUGACAGUAUAUGAAAUUUGCUUUUUUUAUUGUAUUUAAUGUUAUUGCAUUGUAACUUAUAAAUUGACACCCUCCUCUUUCUGUAUGCUUUUUAUUUCAGCUCCUUCUGUCUGUAUUCUAGGUCCUCCCCGGCACCAAAGUGA
Molecule: messenger RNA, 52840 nt
Organism: Pelobates cultripes (western spadefoot toad)
Lineage: Eukaryota; Metazoa; Chordata; Amphibia; Anura; Pelobatidae
Source: the annotation of a GenBank genome assembly